This is a messenger RNA of Pelobates cultripes (western spadefoot toad), 78701 nucleotides long. The record is from the annotation of a GenBank genome assembly. Lineage: Eukaryota; Metazoa; Chordata; Amphibia; Anura; Pelobatidae.
CUGUGGAUCAAGCAAAAGGCAGAGACGGAUAGCCAGUAAGCCAGCACUGGAAUUAGCUCCCAUGCCUGUGCUGCUACAAUUCCUGCACAGCCUCCUGACCCGGUACCCCCCCUAACCGGAGCAGCACGCAGUCCCUAGUGUGAGCAUCUAUUUCCUGGCUCUGGCUCCCCUGCAGGAGAAUGAUAAGGGACAGAGAGCUGCUGCAAUCCUGCCUCCUUCUUCCUCCCCAUGCAACUCCCUCCUGCUGACCCCCCUAAAACUUCUGAGUACCCCAAUUUCUUUGGCUCUUCCUACCCCCCCAAUGCCUGGCGAUGGGUAUGAUCCUGGUAUUGAUGACAUGCUGCUGUUUCACUCCCAGCUUUGGCUUUAGCUCCCACUUCGACUCCGGUAAGUCUGUGAUAUAAUGCUCUUACACUUGCUCAUUUUUCCCCGUCUCUUUUCAUCUUUUGGUUUCGUUUGCUUUGGAAUUUAGUUAAGGUGAAGCCAUCCUCCAGUAAUUCUGGAGACAUAUCCCAGAAUCCCCUCCCCCUCUUUCUGCAUAUCCCUCCCCUCUGCGGAUUGAUUGUGAGGUUGGGGAGUGCAGGUUUGGAUGGAGAGAAAGUGCUACCUGCAGGCUGUCUGUGUCCCUCUUGUCCACUGGCUGCCCCCCUCUCUCCCCCUCCUGGUUUAGGGCCAGACGCUGCUUCCUAGUCUGGGAAAGGCUUCCUGUGCUUUGCCAAUUCCAAAGCUGGAUGCUGGAGAUUAAAUGCUGAGCGGGCUCCCAGACUCUGCAAGAUCAGACAAAUGAUACAAGUUAUCAGUCAGAAUCACAGCGGAAUGCAGGAUGAAAGGACCAAAUAGAUCCCAGGUAACGCUGUGCACCCCCCUCCUCAUCCUCCAAUCCUGCAAACGUAUGUAUGGUGCUCGUUUAACCCUGUAACUGCCUCAGGCUCAGGAUGUGAUUUCUCCUAUCGCCUCCCCCACAAAUUAUUAUGGAUCUAUAUUUGUUUGCUGGUAAAUAUAGCGAAGAAAAGGUGGGGGCAGCAGUGGGUUCUGCUGUCUUGGAGCUGUGAUAGGAUAAUGGGAGAUGAUUCACUCUGUAACUGAGCAAAGGCUAAUUAACACAAAGUGGAGAGAAUUGGGGGAGAAUCGGGCAGCUGUGGAAUCUGCUGGCAAUCUUAUUCUGUAUACAAUUCCUAGAUAUUCUGCGCAAUACAUAUAUCAGAUAAUAGAAUAGGGGGGAGGGGAGUAAGGGCUCUUCUCGUAUGAGCUGACAAUCGAGCAGGAUGUAGUAACCAGAGGAAAGCUUGCAAUGUAAAUGGGCAAUAACGAAUGCCAUGGCAGGAUGCAGCCCAGGACUAAUGUCACCUAUGAUGGGCAGCGAGUUCGCCCCCUUGGUAGGUUUGUGUUUUUGAAAGCAUUAGUGACGGAGAUAGUUCUAGCCUUGUACGAAGAAUAAACGCAGUUAUUUUGUUAUUGCUUACAGUGUUUAGAGCAUGAUGGCUAUUGCCGUGCUGUGGCUUCCAAACUGGCAUAAUGGGCACGGAAGGUGGGAUGGCUAGAUGAAAGCUGGAUUUGGCUGCUACAUUAUUCUCAUUAGCUUUUUAUAUUGAGACAUCCAUGAGGGCUAGUCUCUGGCAUGCAGUGGUUUCAUAUUAUGUUUCCCAUCCUGGCUGAGCAACAUAGGAGAUGUAGUACUUUAACAGCUGUGGUUCUCAAGGUUAGUCAGGAGUCUAUGAACCUGUUUCCCCCUCUAGCACACCAAGCUCACGGCAUUAUAUCUGGAAAUACUUCCUUACAUGCGGCCUCCAUCCGCACAGAGUUAUGCGGCCUCCAUCCGCACAGAGUUAUGCGGCCACCAUCGGCACAGAGCUAUGUGGCCACCAUCGGCACAGAGCUAUGUGGCCUCCAUCCGCACAGAGUUAUGCGGCCGCCAUCGGCACAGAGCUAUGUGGCCACCAUCGGCACAGAGCUAUGUGGCCACCAUCGGCACAGAGCUAUGUGGCCACCAUCGGCACAGAGCUAUGCGGCCUCCAUCCGCACAGAGUUAUGCGGCCACCAUCCGCACAGAGCUAUGCGGCCGCCAUCCGCACAGAGUUAUGCGGCCGCCAUCCGCACAGAGUUAUGUGGUCUCCAUCCGCAAAGAGCUAUGUGGCCACCAUCCGCACAGAGCUAUGUGGCCGCCAUCCGCACUGAGCUAUGUGGCCACCAUCCGCACAGAGCUAUGUGGCCGCCAUCCGCACAGAGCUAUGUGGCCGCCAUCCGCACUGAACUAUGUGGUCUCCAUCCGCACAGAGCUAUGUGGCCGCCAGCCGCACAGAGUUAUGUGGCCUCCGGGUUCCUUAGUCUUUUAUCAAACUUUAAUGAAAUGAGGAUAUUCUGAGAUGUGAAGAGGCCGGGAGCUGUAAUCACUGGAGGAUAAAAUAAACGAAAUAUACAAGACAUAAUAUGACAGGAUAUAUGUAGGACAAUGUUUUGAGACAGAACUUUCCUAAUUUGCCGAUUAUAUUAUAAAGCAAUUAUCUCCUUUAAUCUGACAGGUAAAGGACAUCCAAAUGAUUGACUCUGCUGUUUAUUUACUAAGCAAGGAAUUGAGGAGAAAUAAAGAGGGAAACACAAACUUAAAACCAAGAUUGUGAAACUGGAGCUUUUUCAACUUGCGAUUUUAUUUUUCUAAUUUGGCUGUUUUGGCCCCAAACCCUCCCGGCUGAGUAAAUAAACCGGGCAGUCACUGAUAGAAGUCAACAUAGGGAGAGCGUAGAGACAGGCGAUAAUACAGCAGAGCUCUUAGUAGCUCAGUAAUGUGUGAGUUCGUCCUCUAUACACUUUUUCACAAGCACUGCUAAUAUAAAUAUUGCACUAUUUGUUGUUCUUUCGAGGUUAUACAAAUCGAUCAAGAUUUGCACAAACUGACUUCAGAAGUAUAUGUAAUUAUAUACAUUUAUACUGACACUGGGGUGUUGGAUAUAUACACUACAUUUUGUGGGCACAGUUUGUCACUUUGUUUGUUAUAGUCUGUAUUACUUGCUAGGUUCUGGGAAACUUUGCUGAUUUACUGAUUUUUACUGAUUUUUUUCUACUAUUGUAGUGAGCGCCUAUUUCUGUUUUUUUGGUUUUUUUACAUAGAGAGAGGGAGAAACACGAACAAUUAGGAGAUUUAUUAAAAUGAUAUUCAAUGGUGCAAAAAUGUAUAAGGGGAGGCAUCAGUGAUGGUUCUAAUGGUUUCCACGGUGACUGCUCCAAUUUUGGUGACUAAAUCCCCCCAAGUGGUUCUACAAUGUGUUCCGUAAAUGUGCCAGGACUAAGUUGGAUUGUGAUAUCAAUUGCUAAAUCUUUAUAUUUAGUAAAUGGUUUGUAACUUGCGCUGACCUUUUCCUCUGUUUUCAUUUAAAUGUUUCUUUCAAAGGUGGAAUAUUUAGAGAAGUGAUAGACCCCCUAUAUACAUAGAAGGGUACCAAAACCUGGAGGGAACCCUGUUUGUAAGCCUGAUUUCUCUAAAUCUGUGGGAACUUUACAGUUUCAUACAAUGUUUGACUUCGUGCCACACACUGGCACUUCUUGGUGAGAAAGGUCAAGAAACCUGUGGUUGUCGGACUUCUCCGGAUAAACAUCCGCCCUGGAAGUGUCUAUUUAUAGGAGCCUGUGAUGGAGGAAAUGGCUGGGUAAGGGGACACUUCCUAAACACGGACACGCUAAGCAUGUAUGAGUUAGCUAAGCUGUGAGUCUCAGGGUUAGUCGUCAAGAGGUCGGUGUUUGUGUGUAUCAAUACACCGGAAUAUGUAGAAUCGUUUAGAAAAAUUACUUAGAACAAGACAUGCAGGAACUGGGCUAUAACUCAAACAAAAGGCUGUGCAGGCUGGAACCGCAGUUUGUUUUGGUGAUUUUAGUAAUAUGUAUGUAAAUAAAGGAGAUAUUGUUUUCAGACCAGAAUUGUAACGCUCCCAGCCACCACAAUUUUAGACACGAAAAGACGAUAGAUCUUGCUAUGUUUAAUGAUCCAGAAAUCAAUUAAAACACACAGUGAGAAUUCAAAGUGUAUUUCAAAUUUAAGGUCGAAACAGCCGAACUAGAAACGAUCUCGAAGUCAGCAGUGCUUUAAGUUCAGUUACACUGACCUAAAAUAAAGUAAGACCAGCUGUAAGUGAUGGGAGUUACAGGCCACCAAUCUCAGGAAAGGCAGGUAACUCUUGCAAAUAUUUGACCGUUUCCUCCCCAAAACUGUAACUCCCAACAUGACCAGCCAUUGAAGAUCUGGCAAGUGUGUAUUGGGAGUUUUAGAUCCAGAAGAGCUGUCUCAGGAAUUAAUCUGGUCACUUAGUUAAUCAACUGUGUCUACCAGCACUCAGAACCUCACAAAAAGGCACUCGGUUAUUUUUUGUUUUUCCUUUCUUGAAAAGAUGGAAAUAGAGAGACACCCUUAAUAAAACUUAGAACAGACUUUAUCCACACUUGAGUUGAUAAAAUAAAAUAAAACGAGAGAUAACUUAUCUCAGACAAGACACUAUAUAUCUAUCCCUACUUGUUAAAGAUGACGAAGGGCAGACAUUCCAAAAAUAAAUUAAAACUCAAAAUGAAAUCUUUAUAUAUUGUGUUCUUUCAGCGCCCAUUGUAUUCCUAUACAUAGCCAGUUAUAUCUAUAGGCUUAGUAUGAAAUUUACAUUGGAUGAGAAAAGGAUACACAGUGUCCUCACUGAAACUAUUAGCAAUAUUCACUUACAAUGUAUCACAAAUACGCCUAAGAGCUUGUCAUAGCUGUGGCACUCUCCAAACUCUACCAAAACCGUUCACUAAUUAGCCAAGAGCGCACCUCGAGCCUGGGAGUAACUCAAAGUCCUAAAGUCACCCAACUAACUAGUUCUUUAGAAUGCCCAUACCUACCUGAAGGUAUUAAACUAUAAGUGCAUAUUAUGCCCCAGCGUGAUAACCCUAAAGUUAACAAACAUACAAACAGGGAUUACAGGAAUUGUAGUUCAUUAGCUGGUAGCUUCCCUUCCCCUGGCUUAGAGAAACCAGUUACAGGCUCAUAGCUUUAAACCUUUUUUUAAAGGGACAAAAAUUAUGUACAUUAGGUUGGUAAAAUUAGCACAUUAACCCAUUCGUCACCUGUAAAAUUAGCCUAUUUACCCAUUCAUUACCUGUAAAAUUAGCACAUUAACCCAUUCGUCACCUGUAAAAUUAGCACAUUAACCCAUUCGUCACCUGUAAAAUCAGCCCAUUAACAUAUUCAUCACCUAUAAAAUUAGCGCAUUAACCCAUUCAUCACUUGUAAAAUUAACCCAUUCGUCACCUGUAAAAUUAGUGCAGUUAACUAUUCGUCACCUGUAAAAUUAGCGCAUUAACCCAUUUGUCACCUGUAAAAUUAGCCCAUUAACAAAUUCUUCAGAAAAAAAUAAAUUAAAAAAUACAACUCUUCCCGGUGUUUAAAGAUGUUUCAAGUGGAUUGUGCAGGCAGUGCCACUACUAUAAACGAUUUAUUGUGAGAAUUUCCUUUGGGUCUGAACAAUAGGAUGUGCUUGUUCCAACCACAGCAGACCCUCUGAGGCAGCAUGGGGGGCCAAUAAUGGGUUAAACACCAUUCCUUAAUGCUGUACAGCUGCAUCCAUUCACUCCGAAGUUUUCCUUUCUCUGUGUCGGGAACACGUUGGUAGAUUUACACGCCGCACACAGACACAGAAGAUAUCGCACUGACAGGUGUUGUAAUUUCACUGCCCCCAAAAUAUCAAAACAAUUUGGUAUCAGAAGCCUAAACAGCCAGAAAUAUUUAGAUUGCAAGCUUGCGGGCAGGGCUCUCAAAACCAAUUUUCUGGGUUUGUUUCAGUCUGUCAUAGAAGGUUUUACUCUGCGCGUCUAACGCUGUAGAAUUUGUUGGGGCUAAAUAAUUCAAUGGUUAUAGCAACUGGGUUUCCAUGCUGUUCACCAAAUUAUAUAAAAUACACAAAAAGUGAGCAGGGAGCAAACAUAAAAUAUACAACUUUAAUGAGAAGUAAAUGGGGAUUUGGACACCCCAAUAUGGUCCUACUGAAACUUGCAAUAGUGGUUACAGUGUCAGGCUUCCCCUGGUGCAGUCCCACUGUUAAGACUUAAACCAUUUUCCAGUGAUUUAAAACUUACUGUGGAGCACAGUGACACCCGGGAGCCCACAAUCUGAGAGCCCCUCACAGAGUCCCUUUUUCAUUAGAAAUACAAAUUUUGUCAAACUGCACAGAAUUCACUGACUGUGGAGUGACUUCUAAUGCUCUCAGUCAAUGAAUAUUAUUCAAAGACAGAAUUCAUAUAUCCAACAUGGGAAGGAAACUUUCAAUUGAAAUUUCUGUGAAAACAGUUGGACAACAUUAUUCCAGUAGAAUGUCACGUAGCCACUGCAAUGAGCUGUAGUGCUUGUGGUGAUUAAAGGCAUCUUUACUACAGGCACCCAGACCACUUCAGCUCAUUGAAGUGUUCUGGAUGCGCUGUCUCGGUUCCCAUAACCCUGAGCAUGUAGUUAUUACAGCUAUUAAUAAAUUGCAAUAAUUACCUUUGAGGGUUAACUCCACCUUUAGUGGCUGUCUUUCUGACAGCCUCUUGAGGGACUUCCUGGUCGUUAGACAACUUUUGGUCGUGUGACACUGGACGGGCUCACGCUAUGCAUGAGGACUUCCAAUGUCACCCCAAACCACAUAGGAAAGCAUUAUACAAUUCUUUGCUAUGGGGGAAGUCCUAACAUUAGGUCUAUCCUGCCGGCUGAUGUCAGAACAUCUGCGCUGGAAUCAGGUAAGAGACAGAAGGGGUUUUUAACCCCCUUCUGCACCACGGAAGUGGGGGGGGGGGCGCAAUGGAGGGGCACUAUAGGGAGCUAUAGUGCCAGGAAACCAACUUCCCUUAAAGCUCACCACUACAUCACUCCAAUUCAGCCACACUGUCUGAAGCUCACCACGAACAUCAUCUAAAUAUGAUCAUACUAUGCUAAUGGAUUAACCCAUGCAGCAUGGCCAAUUCAAUAAUUUGAAGUAAUUCACUAUGGAAACAUGCACAUAUGGGUAAUAACCCCUGGAGAGCAUCACUGGGCAUCAUUAACAAGCCCGGAACUAGCGUUCAGGGCUGGCUAAUAUCAGGAUCAGUUCAAGGCUGGCUAAUAUCAAGAUCAGUUCAGGGCUGACUAAUAUCAGGAUCAGUUCAGGGCUGACUAAUAUCAGGAUCGGUUCAGGGCUGACUAAUAUCAGGAUCGGUUCAGGGCUGACUAAUAUCAGGAUCGGUUCAGGGCUGACUAAUAUCAAGAUCAGUUCAGGGCUGACUAAUAUCAGGAUCAGUUCAGGGCUGACUAAUAUCAGGAUCAGUUCAUUGCUGACUAAUAUCAGGAUCGGUUCAGGGCUGACUAAUAUCAGGAUCGGUUCAGGGCUGACUAAUAUCAGGAUCGGUUCAGGGCUGACUAAUAUCAGGAUCGGUUCAGGGCUGACUAAUAUUAGGAUCGGUUCAGGGCUGGCUAAUAUCAGGAUCAGUUCAGGGCUGGCUAAUAUCAGGAUCAGUUCAGGGCUGGCUAAUAUCAGGAUCAGUUCAGGGCUGGCUAAUAUCAGGAUCAGUUCCUCAAUGGUUCCCCAGUCCCUCUCCUCAAUGACUUCCCAGCCCCUCUCCUUAAUGGCUUCCAGUCCCUCUUCCCGAUGGCUCCCCAGCCUUAGUCCCCAUUGUCUCCCAAAGGGCUGGUGGGGGUUUGUUCCACCGAAAGGGAUCCCCAGCUUAAAUCUAGGCUUGUGGACACAGGAAAUUUUCUUAAAAUCUACUUAGUAUGGUUUUUCUCAAGGAAUCCUUCCUGUGUGUCUACCUCAUCUGCUGAAACACAAGCAUUGUAAAAUAUACAGCAUUCUGUCAGAUUUUGAUCUCUGUGUAAUGGGGGGUUCAGUCGUCCUCCAUGCAGAUCUGGGAGAUUUAAAGGAAUAGUUGAGUUAUCGCACAGAGAAAGCUUCCGGGCAGUGAAAGAGUUACAAUCAUGCUUUGCACACAAACACUGUGUACCUGCACAUCACAGCUUGCAUGAAAUCACGGAAUUUAAUCUCACGAUGGCUCAACUUCAUCUAAUCUCAGUCCAUUUGGGGGUCGGAAACGUUCACUACAAAAGGUGGUCGGCCCGUAAAACCCUGCAAAAGAAAAAUUACUCUGACACAGGUUGUCCCCGUCUCCCCCUUUGGGCAUAAUGUCACCCUAAGACAGAAAACACCGCAAGAGAACGUCACACUCCGUAAAACAAUAGUUCUAAUCACAGUAACCGAGGGUUCAGAUGGCGCAGAUAGAAUAAAACAAAAUCGCCCAUGGAGUGCAAGGCUAACAAGCAAUGCAUCUGUGAAGGUCACGCAAAGGCAACGUUUGCAUCUAUUAUAAUGCAGACAAAAUCUCUGCACCAAAAAAACAGGAAACUGGUAGUUAAAUCUUUUGAGCUCCAGAGAAACUGUUUGCAGUUCAGUAACGUGAGUUUACAAGGUCUACAAAAAUUAAUGGGUGGAAAAAUCCCUAAACCGAGAUCUAAACACCUUCCAAACACCCCAGUAAUGUAGGCAGCCAUGCUGAAAGGAUCACUGAUCGUAGAAGACCAUGUGUUACAGUUUAUUGCUGAUAUGCAGUGUCCAAAGAGAAUUGAUAUUGCUCAUUAAUAAAUAGGAGCAUGAAAGGGUAAGACAAAAGGAUAAAAAAAAAAAAAAAAAGGAUCAGCGCUAACACACCAAACUAAAACGAUAUAUAAAAAUUAGAGUAGGCAACGCACCUUAAAACAUAAAGCUCUCUUAAGGCCAGGGAAAUAAUCUAAUUACAGAACAAUUGCCAACUCAAUAGCUCCUGUUUUAUAGAAUGAUUGGGAAGGGAAGCCAGAGGCUACAGAGCAACAAUGGGGUGAAAUAGAUCUGGUUAAUGAAUACAGAUAUACUAAUAAGCAGUAGGAUAAACAAAAAGUGCAAACCUCCAGCAUACACACUUUGGGGUCCCUUUAAAAGAAGAGACUAAAGCAUGCUGUGUAUUUUUAAUAAGAUUUAAAAGCUUUGCUCGGUGGAACGGUAAUGGAAGGGGAGGUGUGUCUAUAUUCUCCUUAUGAGAAGUCCAGAAGCCCAGGAGAACAGGUUCAUGCAUUAGCUGGAAGGUCUGCAAUUUCGGGAAAGUGUCAGUAUUGGAUCACAAGUGUGUUUGCUAAACACGAAGUAUAGAGAACUUCAGGGAAUGAGUUUCCAUUCUCACUGGGGUUUGAUGCAGAGUUUAGCCUUCAGCAAUACGGUUUAACUAGUGGGGAGCAAGACAUCCGGAGUAUUAUAUUAUAAGAAAGGCUGGGAGGUCGACGAUGACAUUUAAGAUGUAAUAAAACAAACCUGGUACACCCAGACUCCAUUGGGUGUUUAAUGAAAACGAAAGCGCUCAUGGAAAUGAAUAAAAAUAGAUUGAGAGAGCUUUAUAGGCAGAUUAGAUAAAGUCUAUGUAGCGGACCACGGGUAACCCGACUGGUUACCUCCGAUAAUUCCUUGUCUCAGCCAAUCUGGAACCAUUAAAGCAUACAGAACUAUGUUUCGUUCCCCAGUAACCGAACGAAACAUAGUUCUGGAAGUCAACUGAUUUAUUUCAGGCCACACACAGCUUUUGUGCACAGACCCCUACAUGGGGUCGCCAACACAAUAACACAGGGUUUUAAUUCCCAGCAUCCUUUGUGCCUAAUUUAAUUAUCUCUCAGGUACAUAAAAAUCCUAUGCAAAAUAUAAAUUACCCCAAAAGUACCCCCACCAUAACUAGGAACCACACAAGUUAUAUCCCUGGAUAGCCCUGAUCUGAGUGUAUAACAUAUCCAAAUAUCACUCAGAUCGGUUUGGUGAAACUGGAAUGCCACCGGAGUAAAGUUUUGACCGGCCGGACAUGAGGUGCUAGCCCAAAACAGUUCCAGGGAAAUAGGUGUCCCGGACGAUCUCUGUUCAGGGGUUCCUGUGCGAAAACCAUGCAAGGGAUUCUCUUAAUUUCAGGGUAUAAAUGCUCCCCCAGUUUGGUAGUUCCCAUCUCCUAAACAUUGUUCGCAUAGUUGGUCGGGAAGUAGAAUGGGCAGUAGUCUAAUCUUUACCGGUGUUCGUGCGAGUGCCUAGCCAAAAAGAGUUCCAGACACUCGACGAUCAAGUGCCUCUGCCCACGUUCGGGAGACAAAAUGGCUGCCACUCUUUUGUCGACCACAUGCAUUCGUUUAUACGAAAUGGCGGCCACCCAGGGAAAGCAUUCAUUAAUUACUUACCUUGCGGUUUCACACUUAAGUUACUAGGUGAGAACAUUCUAAUGUGGUACCAGGGUGGUCUUCAUUAGGGAUCUGAAUGCAGAGUGUUCGUAUACUAUAACUCCCAAAUGCAAAAAAUAUAAAACACACAAAUCAAUAUGAAUUUGACGGUGGAUUCCGCCACAGUUUAAUUAUUGGUUACAAAGCCACGUUACAUUCACACUGCCUGUAUAUAAGAGAUGAUGACUAAACUUUAGAUUAGGUGUGCAAUAAUGGAAGUUAAUUGGACAAUGAUACUGCUUAAAACAGUUAAUUUGCAAACGAGAUAAGAAUCUCUUAUAAGAAGACAGACUGAGGCUAUCUCAGGUCACGGAUCACAUUCAGUAUCAUGUGUUAUGUGGUAAAAAACAAUGUAGCCAUUCUAUAACCUUAGAGAUUCUCCGCAAAUGUUGGAAGAAACGGAACAGGAGUCCAAUACACAGAAAUACAAUUUGUAGAGUAGAACGAAUUUAAAUGCAUAAGAUCUGUUUUCAUAUUUAAUGACCCCUUGCUCUAGAGGAACUGCAGCAUAGUGAUGCACUUAAAUAGUGAAUUAAUAAUAAAACAAACAAAAAUCCCACGCCCACAACAAUCCCAUUCCAGUUAUUAUCCAGAGCUUGUGUACGUUAUGCAGGCUGUCCACUGUACCAGAUUAAGUUUUGGCAGACUUCUCUUGAUGUUCUCCAUAAAUUAUGCAAGACAUACAGGUGUUCUGGAGCUAAACACAGGACUCGCCACUCACAGUUAGACCCAGGCUGGUGUGAUGAUCAAAGUUCCUGUUAAUCCGACAGAUCCCCUGAAGAGCCGGUUUUGGACUUUGCAGAAAGAAUUCUUUGUCAAAUUAAGUUUUUGCAGAUUUCAGCUUUCACAAUGCAAUCAGCACAUCUUCCUUCAAGGCAAAUCUAGGACAUCUCUGUCUGAAAGGUCCCAUGAAGGGCUUUUACAUACUCCAGCUGCUUAGCUUUUACUGCAUCUCCACUUUUUGGAUAAAAUGGAUUUCGACUUGUUUGGACACCAGUCUCAAAUCAUCUACAAGCCCAUUGUAUCAAGGUCUUCUAUAACCUGCUUUUUCCAGCUGGUACGUCUGAACAUGAUUUCCAUUCUGGGUUAAAUAAUGUGUGAAACUCGUUAAAACUCACUCCAUUCACGAGGGUUAGCCAGCAGAGAGAGAUAAAGUCAAUUCAGAACUACAAACCCCAUGAUGCUCUGUCAGGUCACAUUACUAUGUGAGACUUAAUUUAGCUCUGGCCCUCCAGAUGUUGCUUAACUACAAUUCUCAUUCUGUGAAUUAAAUAGAUAGCCAGAGAAUCAUGGGAAUUGUAGUUAAGCAAUAUCUGGAGGGCCAGAGCUUUGAGAACCCUGUUCUAGAGCAUGGUUCAUAGAUCAAUUCUCAGGUUUUAUCAGUAUACCUAAAGGAACAGAAAAUUAAAUGCCAACAUCAUGAUCUGUGGAUAUGAACUCUCCCAAUUAAGAUACACCUGCUGGUAGAUUUUUUUUUUCUUUUUCUUUAUUUUAAUUCCAGUUACCUAUUUAGGGGUUACCCCCCAUUUUUUUGCUACUACCAUCAGUGUGUUUCUUCAUUACCCCAUAGGCUCUACGUUUACUGGAUUUAUCAGUUACGGCAAGCUUGGGAUUACAAAACAAAUACAAGUUUUCACUGGGUGUGAACUGAUAGGGAUACAAAGAAUUUCAAAUUAGCCAAACGAAUGCAGUGGAUGUGGGGAAUUUUUACAACUCAGCUAAUUUAGCCUCAAAUGUGAAAUUGGCAUAAAUAAGCUGUGCUUCUGCCUCCUACACUAACCCAAGCCAUUAGUUUAUCAGAGAUCCAUAAAUGUAUAUACACAGGAAAACAAAAAAUGGGUUAAUGUUGUAGAUCAUAGCAUAAUAGUAAUAAUUUGGGAUCUGUGUCUCCAGUCUCUGCUUUCAAAUGUUAUUAAUAUUUCACGGAAUGACUGUAAGGCUGUUCCAACAAGUUCCCCACACCUCUGCCCUAAAACCCUUUAUAACCCUCGGAAUUAUUCUGCUAAAGGUGCACUUUUCCCAGGGUCCUAUUUGAGAUAUGCAAAUAAUGCACAACAGUAAUUUGCAUAAAUCUGCUGGGACCUUUAGUGUGUUUGGUCUCACCACAAGCUAUUUAGGACAGACUGUGUAGGCUGCUCUGUCCAUGGUGCUGAGCUCACACAGCCUGCAAUCCUCUGACAGAAUGAAAUCGUCUUAGCUUUCCAGUUGGCAAAGAGCGGUUCUUGCAGAUUUAAUUUUGGGAGGUUGGAACCACUGCAUGUGUUUCUCUGUACAAUGCUGUACCAACUGCUAGUGGGAGAUUCUUACUGAAAUUAAUCCUCCGCGGUUUGCAUGCUGCAAUGCGUUAAUAGGAUUAGGGAUAAGUUGUUGCUGGGGUAUGUAAUACUUUGAUUUUACAUGCUACCCGCUUGCUCCAAAUUGGUUAUUUGGGGAGCCGGUCUUUAACUCUUAGAGGGAUAAAAGCACACCAAGCAAUUCAUACAAAUACUGGUUUGAGAGUGCAGGGGGAGAUUGCAAGGCCCAUGAUCUGACAGUGAUUUGUAGGACAGUUCCAGUUUGAUAAAUGUGCUCAUUAAUUACAAGCGUCACUGGUUCAAUGAAUUUAACUCCUUCAUGACUCAUGUAGUUACGUUACUGGCAAUUAAAUGGUUAGAAGAAAAAUGAAAAAAAUAAAUACAGUUUUGUAGGACUGCCUCUGUAACUUCUGGUGUACUUCACCACCAAGGGUUAACUCCUUAACCCGUCAAGGGUUAAAUGGGAGGAUAUCUUCCGAGUUCAAUACCAGCACUGAAAGGGAGAGGUCAUGACCCCUGCAGUAAGAUGAGACCCCUGCAGUAAGAGGAGACCCCUGCAGUAAGACGCACAGGUCAGCCACACCAUCAUUACGUACAGGUCAUGAAUGUUAAGGAAAAGCGCUAUAGCAGAUUGGGUGAGUGGGGUGAUGAGACCUGGCAACAUGGACCAUCAGGUUUUUUUCAAAUGAUACAAAUAUUUCCAACAAAAUUGAAAUUUCUUUUGCAUUAAUAUAAAGAGUUAAAAGAGAACCCUGGCAUUGGUUGGGUAUGUGGAGUUUAUAAUCAAAUAUCAGGAAAGUUUAUUUUUAUAUUUAGAGAGCAAAAACUGAAAAGGCGAAAAAGUGCAUCCACUAAACGACAAUUUGUAGCCAAUUCAGACUAAACCGUAAAACGAAUGUAAAGUGGAGACAGGUUUCUAAAUCCGCUCCUUUCUGCCUUAUUAUUUCAAUAAUACUGUAUUUCUAAAGUUGGUGUUGGUACUGGUUAACCCAUUGCCCAGGUUAUUCUGUAUAGUCAGUAAGGGGGCUGCGGACACUCUAGUUAAUACUAGCCCAUCACUUGUUGUACAGUGGUGAAGGGGUUAGGAGGAAACCCAUGGCUAAACGACACCCACAAUCUCCAGCUGAUUGGGAAAUCUAUUAACAGCUAAAUCAGAAGCUUGGGGUUACGUUUUACCAUGGUAGCGGUGUUCUGGACAGUCUUUCCCAUUAAGCUCAGCCGGUUAUCAGCCGAACAUCAUGGGAAUUGGGAAAAAUAGCACAAAAUGAAGGGCUAUCGCCAGCCAUGAAAAGCUCGAAAAUCCAAUACACUAACGAUUUCCUGCUUGGAGUCAGACUGUGUAUAGAUCACAAAUGCAAUUUAUUGUGUCUGUCCUGAGAUGUAAUAGAUUGAAAGGUGUACGAGGCUCCAUCCAGCUCCCAGCUAGUCAGACUAGAUACAUGGGUAACAAGUAAAUUACGGAGGGAAUGGCACUCACAGACCUAACUUUGUGGAGCUGCUGAGGGGAGGACAGCCGUCCGUUACUAUAAGAAGACAGAUUGUGUUCCUGAUGUUUGAUGCGUCUGUGCUCCGGAGCUCUCGAAGUGACUGGGCCAGGUUAGAGCCAAACUUACAUUGAGAAAGUGCCCUUACACUCAGAGAGAGUUGGCCUAGAGAUUUUGAUCAUUCUUCAUUCCCUAUUCCCAUUUCUAGAGGUUAUCAAUGCAUCCUUUCAUCCCCUGCCUUGUUCUAAUUACACAGCUUGUUCCUGGUAGUGUAAUGGCAAUGUCACACACAGCACAGCUGAACAUCUCCCCCCCCCCCAUCACAGCCCUCUGCCUUCCUCUACUACCUCAUGCAUGAAGGCGUCAGAAAACCAUCAAAGAUGCUCAGAUUUAUAAAAACCUGCAACUCACUCACAGGUCCUCUGUCAACAAACAGAGCUAAGCACAUCUUUUACUCCAAAGUAAUUUACUGGUACGGGUUUAUACAGCGACCACUUAGCACUAAGUAUCCUGAACGCAUUGUAUGUAGUUUGUGUUUCAUCGUGUUUUUUCCAGACAUACUAUUGUUCUGUACCGUUUGAUGUUUAAAUGUUUGCCCCCUAUGUGACUGUGGCUAGAUAAUUACAUACACAAAUUGUGAUUUGCUUUAACCACAGCCAGGUAAGCGCCGACAAAUCUAGCUAGCUAUUUCUAGACAUGGGCUCCUUGUAGAUCAGGCUCCCCCAAACUCUGGCCCUCUAGAUGUUGCUGAACUACAACCCCCAUGAUUCUAUGAAUGAAAUAGAUAGGCUGAGAAUCAUGGGAGUUGUAGUUCAGCAACAUCUGGAGGGCCGGAGUUUGGGGAAGCCUGUUGUAGAUGAACAGCCAUGAGCUGGAGUGGACCAACUGGAUGAAGAUGGCGGCAGACGCAAGGGACCCUAGACCCUCCCAGACCAUGACUACAACACCCACAAUUCCCUGAGUGCCAUUGGCUGCAGAGGAGUAUGGGGGUGAUAGCGAUGUUGGGGCCUGGGUUUGACACCUCUGUAUUAGACUAUAAGCUCUUUCAAUCAGACAUUGCUCUGCCAGUAUGUCUUAAACAGAAACUUGACGCCAGAUACCAACGCCUGCAAGUUGUACAUUGCAAGUAAAGUAACGCCAACACGCAGUAAAUCAGUCAGGCUUGUAAUGAUUAGACUAGAAUAAUUCAAAGAUGGACGGUGGGUUUAUUAGAAAGAUUGCUUCCACCGUUUACCAUUUUACAUGCAGUGAGGCACAAUCUGAUCACAAAUACGGAGAACCCAUAGGAACCCAGAGCUCACAGCAGACCUGCAGCUCAGGACGUAGGCGUCCCCCAAUUCUGAGUCUAAGGGAACAAUGACAGGAUCUAAAUCGCUGCUUCGCCUUGAGGACUGGGCUGGGAACCAAUGCCCUGAUAAUGGGGAAAGCUGAGGAGGUCGAUAGUAGAGGACAGUGCUGAUUUAUUGGAUUGUAUUUAGUUGUUACAUACAAUUACACAAUCUCCUGUGGUUUAUGUCCCAUGGGGGAGCUUUUCUUUAAAGAGUCCCUUCCUCUUGCAUUGAUACAGCCAGAGGAGAGAUCACAGCUUGUCCUCCCGCGGCCCAGUGAUCACAGACGGAGAGGAGAAAUGCAGUGAUGUAGAGAGGAUCGGCGGCUGUGGAAUAAGCCAGCUGUGUUCGCAUAAUAGAUCUUGUUAAAAUGUUACAUUUCCUCUACUAGAAACGCCAGCUCAGGAAAACUGCAAUAAUCGCUCAAGAUACCCAUAAUAUCAAAGCGAACCAGUUUGGAUACAAUAUAGUCACCAAACCAUCGACGGUGUGAGAACAGCCGAGCUGUGGCUUAGCAAAGUGGGUGAUUUUUUAGCAGUUUUUGUCGAUAUUUUGUAAAUAGGUGCUCAGUCCAGUGCCAUUCUGGUUAGUGAAUAAGCCUCUUUGUAGUGAUUUCAGAAUGUAGAAACGUUGAGUUCAUUUUAGCUGUGAUUCUUCGGUUUCAAUAAGUAUCAGGGUUAUUUCAGCAACAGCACAGAACAGCCCUUAUUAAUACUGCCUGAGGAGAAAAAUAAAACAAGUGCAAAUUGCAGUUUUAAGAAACAUGCCAAGCACCAGAACCACUGCAGUGUGCUGUAGUGGUUAUGGUGCCUGGAUUGCUCUUGCACCCCACAUUGUAAGAAGUCAAACCGUUUUUGAAUGGAAUUCUUGUGGUUCACUGGGGGCCACUCCCCGCCUGCGCUACAGUUUUCCGAGAGCUGAAAGUAAUCUGUUGGAGUUAGGCCUGGUUGUGCACGGCUUGGCUCACUGUGACCGGGAUCGCUGACGCGCUGAGCCAAUGAGCUGGUACUGGCACUGCAGAGCUGAGUUCAGGAGAGCUUCUGGCUCUCGGGAGAUUUUAAUGGAGGCGGAGAGUGACAACCUUCCAAUGCGGUCUCCCAUCCGUUGCGCUCCUUCCUCCUGAACACCUCUCUGCCCUGGUAUGUCCAGAUCACUGCAUUCCCUCACUCACUCCGUGGAUUUGUCCCUUAUCCUUUUAGGCUGUAAGCUUGUUUGGGCAGGGCCCUCUUCACUUACUGUUCCUGUAGGUCAAACAGAUUUUGUUAGAAUUGCGUGUCUUGUUUUACAAAUUGUACAGCCCUGCUGAAUACAGUGAGAAGUAAAGAAAAAUGGCUCCAUGUGCCCUCUUGUGGUAUAUUGAUAUAAGUGCAAUUGGGCAGCUCACAAUUCAGCUUACUGAUCCCCCCAACCCUCUAAUAAAAUAAAGGGAUGCUAAUAAGCAUGACGAAGACCCAAUGUAAUGUAUGCAGAGGACAAGUUCACUAUCAGCAUGUUUUACAAUAAUACACAAUAAAAAACAAACAUUCUUUUUUUAACACUUACAUUCACAGUUUCUCUUUGCAGCUAAUUCCCUCACUCUUCCGCAGCAAUUCAAUUCAGCAGGUUUCCAAUAGAGGCUCCCCUCACUCUUCCGCAGCAAUUAAAUUCAGCAGGUUUCCAAUAUAGGCUCUCCGGCUAUUUAGUUCUACUGAGGGGCUUAUUCGAUAAGCAGUGAGUAGUAGCAAACAAAUAAAAAGGCCAAAAUAGUUAAUCUGGCAAAAUAAAAUCUCUAUUUUGGCUGAAGUCAUACAGCGUUAUUUACCAAAGUGUGAACUGUCAGGAAUUUAACCCCUUAAGGACUUCUGGAAAAAAAGGGAAUCAUGACAUGUCACUCAUGUCAUGUGUCCUUAAGGGGUUAAAGAGAAUGGCAAAUUUUGAAGAAGAAAAAAAGCCUGUAAAACAGAGACUUUUCCCAAAUCAGCCAUAUUGGCCAGAAAUAAUGAAUUAUAAGAACUCUGCUUUAAUAGCCUCCUAUUAAUCAACACAAAUGGCUGUUAAAGUACUGACUCACCCUUUACAGAUCACAUACAACACGUACAGUUAAUUUCCAUUGGGGCUUUACAUUAGUAAGGGGAAACGCUGGCCUAAUAUCCCUGCUAACAACUACCAAAGCAAUCUGCCCCAAAGUACAUCCCCUAUAUCCACACACACCAAGCAAUACCUAAAGUGCCCCACAUGUUGGACUACAACUCUCAAAAUUCCUUAAACGCAACAGGGAAUUUUGUGAGUUUAUUCAGUGGAUCUUUAGUGGUCUGGCUGUUGUCUAACUCCCCCAGCUUUAUCAUACAAUGUUCUUUCUCUGAAAAUAAGGAAGUCCUUUCUCCAUUCCCCAUAGUCUGUUCAUACAGGACGGUCAAUGUGGUUCUAGUGCCUUAUAAAAACCUUUCACUGUAUGUUAUUAUUUAUAUAGCGCCAUCAGAUUCCGUAGCGCUGUACAAUGGGACAUUGUAUUUCCUUUGCUUUGAUCUCUCUCUCGCUCUCUUCCGCGCGUUUUCCUCUCCCAAUCAAUACUUUUGAUGGGUUGAAGAAAACAACCAAAAAUUGGAAAGUUGUAAAACCAUCAAGGGCUGCCUAUUUUUUGGUUUCCAUCGAUCGACUCUCAGUAUGCACACGGUGAUUAUUUACAUACAGUGUACAGCGCUACGGAAUUUGUUGGCGCUAUAUAAAUAAUAAAAUAAUAAUAAAAAUAAUAAUACAGUGUUUUCAUACUGUACUCACGGUAGAGGUGUCACACGGACGGCCGUCCCUCCAUAAGGAAAUACAACAUGAAUCACAUCUCUACUUUUUCAAUAAAAUCAAAAAAACAUUAAUUCUACCCCUCAGAGUAUAGGAUUAAUAUUAAAGAAGUUGUGCAUUGUCUAUUCACAAGCAGAGGUUGUCUUUGUCAUAAAUGGGAUAAUGUGUUUGGCCUCUCGGAAGUGGGAGGCUAUAAAUAUCUCUGUAAAUCGGUUUCAUUUUUUAUAGUUACCCCAUACAUACAGAGAGGAGCAUUAUUGGAAAGUAAUCAAUGAACAUAGAACCAGCUCUGUAGCAAUUCCACAUACACCGUUUUUUUGUUUUUUUUCCCUCUAAUCUAUUAAGAAGGGGGCCAUUUGAUUACUAUUUAAAAUUCACCAAAUACUUACACAAUGGUUUACAAUAAAUAAACUAUCUUUUAAUGUAUGAUAUUGGUAUCCAUGAGUUGGCAUGAGUCCAGGGUGGGAAUAGGUGCUAUGGGAGCUAGGAAUGGUCCACCAUAAGCUAUCUGGGUUUCAAAGGACACUUUAACAUUAAUGGGAUCGCUCAAGGUUGUGUUUCCCAGGUACGGGAUGUCAUCUCAUUAAAGCACAUUACGAGGCUGGACACUUAAGCAGGACCUGAUGAUAUAUUUACAAAGCACAAAAAUAAAACCUACCACAGACAAAAACCCCUGUCCUCUGGUCACUGAUCCAACUGCGAUCUUAGUGAUGACCAGUGUGUCUUCCCCAGGGAAACACCAUGACCUGAGCGAGAACAUGUAGCUUGUACAGGGAAGGGUUUAGGAGUAAACAACGCAGCACAAGCUGUUCCUACUGACAAAAGUUAUGAAGUGGUUAAAAGCUGAGAUGUUUACACUUUGGACCAGAAAGUCUAGACAAGAGGUCAGUGCAGACAGCAAGCGAAUAAAAACCACAGAUCUAGCAGAGAUCAGGAGGAUGGGGUAAAUGGAGAAACAUCAGCUGAUCUAAUUACCAAAAACGAGCCAAGGUCAAAAGUAGAAUCCUAAGGAACAGGGUAUUCUGAGCAAGCCAAGUGACGUGUAAGGAACACAAUCAGACAGAAACGAAAAGAUGGUCUUAAAUAGACCGUUAAUGGUAUAGAUAUUGUGAUCCUAGAACACACCGCAAGGCAGUGCUGCAAUGAAGUGCUAUAAAGGGGUGCAACGGGGAAGCAGGUCCCCCAAUGUGCGAUAUUUUACAGGAAACAAGAAAAUAGUCAGAUACAGAGCAGAGCUGCUCGGCAUCAUUUCUAUGGAAACAUUUCAAGCUGCCCGGCCUUAGAUGGAAACAGAAUCGUCAGCAUUGUCAUAUAAUGCCCACUGGUGGGCCGUGCUAGGUUUAUACUGCUCUACCCAGCUCAGACACAUCUUGUUCAGACAAUCUGGACAUGUAAGACAAAAAAAAACAAAAAAACACAAGAAACCUUCCAGAUUGGCUUCAAUGGAUUAAAAACAAAACCAGUUUAAGACUGAGCUGCAUUGGGAUCUGAAGAAUUCCUCCAAAUACAAGCAGCACUAAAAUACAUCACACAAACAGAAAGUCAUUUCUACAGACAGACAUUGUGACUCCAUUUUAAAAUAGGUUGCCACCAUGAAAUCUGUAUUUAAAAUGUUUAGAAAGGUUCCUCUUCCAAAGGAAUGAAAAUGUGUGGGGCAAAAUAUGCACCAUUCGGAAUUUAAUGGGGCCAAGAACAAUUGACUCAAUCAUUGCUGCCCCCUAGUGGUGGUAUACUGUGAACACAGGCACCCACACAAUGAUUCUAGAAAAAAAAAAAAAAAUUGCACUUCACUUGUUGUACAACUACAACUCCCAUGAUGCUUUGCAUGCAUUUAGAAUGGCAAGGCAUCAUGGUAGUUUUAGUUUUGAAACAUCUGGGGAUCUACCUUUUGGGCACCCCUGGUUUAAACACAGGAUUAACAAAAAUAACCAUCUAAGACUUUUUAAAUGUUUUUCCCCCCCAAUGUGUAGAUUUUGCUAUACGGCUUCUGAAUUGGAGAGUUUUCAGAAUUGGAGAAUUCUGAAUACAUACAUCCUGUCCAGAUACAACCAUAUAGCUGAAAUCCGGAACCAAACGAUAAAAAUAUCUUCACAACAUUCACACCCAGAGAGAGAAUUAGACAGGACUGGCAGCUUUAUUCCGGAGAAUUAAAUUCCACCAAAAUGAUUCUAACAAGUGGUGGGGGGGAAGGUUCACGUGUGGCACUGAAACACGUUGUUUUUUUGGGGGAAGAUCCACGUAGGAUGCACUGGAUAUUUCACUAUGUAUAUAGACCAUGGUAGGCAACCUUCAGCACUACAUCCCCCAUAAUGCUCUUACAGUCAUAACAGUGGUAAAGCAUCUGGGAAGAUGUAGUUCAUAAUAUCUGGAAUUCUGAAAGUUGCCAACUCCAGGUACAGACUGUAAGAAUGAGAAGGUCUAAUUCAGGUCUGGUUCAGGAAGCACAGUAAGGUAGGUGAGUGGACUGGACUUACCCACUCAUCAAGGGAUACAGAAUUCAGGAUCAGGAUCCGAUGCCUUUAUUCAGAGGUUAUGUAGAGAAUGGAAGCACUCAAUAUAAUAACACUAGCAGUAUGUAGCAGGGUUGAUAGGUGACUUUAUUGAUAUCGCUAUUUAAUAUCAUCUCCUAAUUUGGAGAAUAGGAUUUAGGAGCAUUAGGUGUAGUGGACAAAUCUUCUCUUCUUUAGCUCUGAUUGAGUGACAUAGAGGAGAUUAUUUAUAGUUUAUCACUAGUUAGUAGGUAUAUCCCUGAUUUGGGGUAGGUGUAAUAUAGCUUUACCUCUCUCUUCUGUGCCCUUAAUAUUUACCCAUUAAUGGAAGCAGACCUGCAUUUAUUUAUCUUCUGAAAACCAAAUCGACUACCUCUUAUAUACGAUUUAAUCUGCCAAUUCUAAUAAAAAAAUAUAGUUGGCACCAUUAUAAUAGCCACCUCCAGGGGAAAAGGGGGAGUCAAUAUACCAAUAUGUGUAAAACAUAUUUAGCAGUGUUAUUACGUUUAGGUUUUUAUAGGAUUUAUUGCAUUCAUAUUACUUUAACCAUUUUCCUGCCAGUGGCCGAAUAUUGCAGAUUUCAGUAGAUUUGUUUGCAAAAAGCAGAUAAAUUUAUUUUGGGAAUUUGCCGGUUACCAAAUUUGUUCAGGGUUCAAUCUGGCUGAAAUUGGGUUUUUUUAAAAUAUAAAAUUGGAAACACUGGAUAGUACUACAUAAGAUGUGCUCAUUCUAUCAAAAUAAAAUACUUUCACCUGAAUUUAGUACAAUUCGGGUAAAGUCAGUCAUAUUAAAUUCAUUUUCCAAGCUACACUUUACUGAAUGACAACACAGUGUUCUAAUCAGAACACCUGGCUCACAAGCCAGUGAUACAUACUAUACUCUGGAAGCAUUCUGGUGGGCAAUAUAUAGAUUUAGUAAUUGAACACAGACCCUGGAAAGAUCAUGGACAAGGCAAUGCGUUCCGUACUGAUAUUACGGAUCUAAGUGGCUAGAUUGUCUGCAUCAUAUAGGAUUUAAUCCAAGGCGAAUUUAAUCUGUUUUUGCUUUUUACACAGAUUUUAUUUCAGGGAAAUUCACAUAAUAAUCAUGUCCCACUACUGCAAACACCCAAUAUGUGUAUUCUGCUAGUAAUAACAACCCGUAAUCCAAGUCCUAAUUCCACCCCACCUUUGAGGUAUUUGGUACUGACGUCAGCAGAGGGAUGUCCCACAGCACAGGGGGCUCUUUAAGUCCUAUCUGCUUAGUGAUUGCCGCAUGAGAGGGAGAGCUCACUUAUGCUGCAGGACACAGAUAGAUACUGGGCAUCUUUUCAAACUCUAUGGAACUGCCUCAUAGCGGGAGAGGAGGGGGGGGGGGGGGCUGUGACAAGCUGGGGAAACCGUAAAAGUUUGUCAUAUUUGAAAUGACCGCAGCUGAGCACGAUCACACUCAGCCACGGUAUUUAAAUAAAUUUAAGGAGCAAUGUGCCACACUCUGAGUGCUGCACAUUGCUCUUCUGCCAGUUGUGGGCCAUUAAAUGUGGGCCCUACUGUAUCAAAAGACACCUGGGGGUCCCUGAGUUUUGAAUGCACCAGUCUGGAGGCAGUGACUGAAAUACAGUGGCUUAGCAGGAUCACUGAGCCGAUGUAUUUAAAAAGGUAUUUAAGGGCUAUAUACAGAGCUCACUUUAAGCGUUUUUUUUUAGAUAUCUGUCAGUUGGGGCCACUAACUGUGGACUCCUUCAAUACAAUGUGUGCCCUGUCUAUGCCAAGACUAAACCAAAUUGGGAUUUUAACACCCCCUCCCCCCCCUGUCUUUAGAAUAUUUUUUUUAAUAGAAUGCUUCACUUAAAAAUAAAAAAAAAUUCCCAACCAAAUGGAGGUAAGAGACAAAAUGCUCCUGCAAUGGAGCAAGUAAUAAAUGUGUGUACAUUUCCUACAUAAAUUGCUUUCCCUCCGAUCUCUUCUAAACAUCCUAACACAGUGUAACCUACCUUGGCAACGGUCUGUCAAUACAAUGUAACAUUGAUGGUCCUACCUUAAGGGCUGCUGCCGUAUAAUCUGUGUUGCUCUCUUGCAGACGGAGCUCUGUUGAGCGAGUUGUCGUGGCCAUCCUCUCUGGCCGUGGUGGCCGUUUCCUUCUCUGGUCUCAUCACCUUCAUAUUCCUCAUGUUGGCCUGUCUGUGCUGUAAGAAGGGUGACAUCGGCUUCAAGGUGAGCUCCAUAAUACGCAGAAUGCUAUCUGUACUGUCAUGUGAAGCAAAAUGUAAAAAACAUUUGGGAUUUGCUUUGCCCUUAACCUUUCUAACAUCAGUACCCAGGAAUGGGCAGAUAUAUUCAUUAAAUUGGGACUUCUUGUAAUUAUCAAUAUUAUUGAUCAUUUAUUUUUAUAAAUUUUAGGCAAACCAGCAGAGUGAAAAUAAAACCAGAUGUUUGAGAAUUUAUUUUGUCAAAAAUGUAUAAAACACAAUAAUUACCAUAAAUUAUCCUCUAUAAUACUACACAGGGGUUUGCAUUACAUCCCCAUCCCAUGUUAUCCUAUACAGCCUGACUCACCCUCUCUAGUUAGCCCCCAUGUUAGCUCACCCCUCGCCAGCCUGACCCUCAUCUCGUUAUGAUGUCCUUAGCCCCCAGCCUGACUCCUUCUUCUCUAUUUAUCCCAUGUGUCCUGCCCCAUCCUGGCUCCCCUCUAGUGGCCCCAUCCCAUGAUAUCCCUGCACCCCAGCCACAGCUCCCUCUAGUUACCCCAUCCCAUGUUGUCCUAGAGCCCCCAAGCCUGACUCCUCUCUCUAGUUUCCCAUGUUAUAGAGCCCCCAGCCCUGGCUCCCCCUCUCUGUUUACCCUCAUCCCACUUGAUAUCUCUGCCCCCGAGCCUGAGCUCCCCCCUGUUACCUCCCAUCCCAGAUAUCCUGAGCCCCAAGCCACAGCUCCCCUCCUAGUAUCCUGUAAGCCCCCCAACAGCCGACUCCCCCCUCUCCUGGGUUACCCCAUCCCACUGGUAUCCAUGCCCCUCCCAGGCCUGACUCCUCCUAGCCCCCAGCCCCCCCAGCCUGACUGCCCCUCUCUACUGACUUCUCCCCAUCCCAUAUCCUUAGACCAGCCCCAGCCUGACUCCUCUCUAUUUACCCCCAUCCCAUGUUAUCCCUGUAAGCCCCAAGCCUGGCUCCCCCCUCCCAUCCCAUGAUAUCCAAUCCCUGCCUUUGACCCUGACUCCCCCUCUCUCUAGUUACCCCAUCCCAUGAUAUCUAGCCCAGCCCCCAGCCUGACUCCCCCUCUCUAGUUACCCCCCAUCCCUUGAUAUCCUGGCCCCCCAGCCUGAGCCCAUCCCAGCAGUAUCCCACCAAGCCCCAAGCUGACCCCCCCCCUCUAGUUACCACCCCAGCCCCACCUCCCCUUUUUGAGUGCCCUCAUGAGGUACUAUUUUUGAAACUUCACCAACCCUGUGUUGCCCCCCCCUCCCCAGGCCCCUAACUCCCCCUCUCCCUCUCUAUUUACCUCCCAUCCUCCCAUCCCAUGAUCCUGCCCCCCCAGCCUGGCUCCCCUCUCUAUACCCCAUCCCGCGGUAUCCUAUGCCCCCAGCCUGACUACCCCAUCCCAUGAUAUCCCUAGCCCCCCCAGCCCUGGCUCCCCUCUCUGAGUGCCCAUCCCUUGUCCAUAGCUCCCAGGCCACAGCUCCCCUACUACAGGGUACCCCCAUCCCAUGACCAUGCCUAGCCCCCCAGCCUGACAAGUUCCCCUCCUCUAGCCUACCCCCAUCCCAUGCAGUAUCCUGGCCCCCAGCCUGACUCCCCCCUCUCUAGUUACCCCAUCCCACUUGACCUCCUACCAAGCCCCCAGCCCCCUAGUACCACCCCCAGCCUGAGCCCUUCAUUUUGUUCAGAAGACAGCGGUGAGAAUUUGUUAUUUUCUGGAAACUUCACAACAGCCCCUAUAGCCCCCCUCCCCAGGCCCCUAACUCCCCUCAGUACCCCCAUCCCAUGAUAUGUAGCCCCCCAGCCUGACUCCCCUCUCUGGGUUACCCCCUCCCAUGCCCCAUGAUAUCCUAUAGCCCCCCCCUCUCUAGCCUACCCCAUCCCACUUGUGUCCUAUGCCCCCCAGCCCUGACCCUCUCCCCUCAUCCCUGUUACCACCCCAGCCAGCUCCCCUCUGCUAUUUGCCCAUCCCCAAUGGUGACUCCCCUAUAGUUACCCCCUGGAAACUUGGCCCCCAGCCUGACUACCUCUCUGUUACCCUAUGUGCUGCAGCCCACCAGCCUGAUGUCCCUCCCCCCAUCUAGCUAUCCUGCCCCCCAUCCCAUGAUAUCUAGCUAUCCCACAAGGUCCCCUUUCUGUUACCCCUCUGAUGUCCACCUGCCCCAGCCUGGCUCCUCCCUCCUGGUGGCCCUCCCACUUGAUGUGCUGACUCCCCUCUCUAGUUUCCCACUUGUGUCCUGCCCCCCCCAGCCCAGAGUGCCCCAUCCCAUGCUACUGCCCUGAGCUCCCCCCUCUCCUGGUUACCAUCCCGUGUCCCUGCCAAGCCCCACCAGCCUGACUCCCCUAUCUAGUUACCCCAUCCCAUGAUAUCCUAUGCCCCAGCCUGACUCCCCCCUCCCUAGAUUACCCCAUCCCAUGACCCCCCCCAUGACUCCCCCCCUCUAGUUACCCCUAUCCCAUGAUAUCCUAUAGCCACAGUAACCCCCCCAUCCUGAGCCACCCCUCUCUGAGGUACCCCAUCCCCAGCCUGACUCCCCAGCCCUGACUCCCCCUCACUUCUCCUACCAGAGGUGCCCGUGACCCUUGUCUAAUCCUGCCCCCCCAUGCUCCCCUCUAUAGCCCCCCAGCCUACCACCCCCAUCCAAUUACUCCCAUCUUUGGUUAUCCUAUACCCCCAGCCCUGACUCCCCUCUCUAGUACCCCAUCCCAGUAUCCCUGCCUUUAUACAAGUGAAAUUUGUGAUUUUCUGUAAGCUUCACCCCAAUGGUCCCUGGGCUGGGGCUCCCAGUGAGCUGGGCCCCCCUCACUGCAGGCCAGCCUGGCUCCCAAUCUCUCAGGGUGGGCUCCCAUGGCCCUAUAGCCCCUGGCCUGCUCCCCCUCUCUACCCCCACAGUAUCCUAUAGCCCCCCAUCCUGACUCCCCCUCUUUAGUUACCACCCCAGCCUGACUCCCCCUUUUUAGUUACCCCUUCAUUUUUGUUGGAAGACAGCGGGUGAGAAUUUGUAGUUUUUUCUGUAAACUUCAUAACCUACUGUGUUAACCCAAGGCUGGGCUGGGCUGAACUGGGCCCCUCACUGCAAGGGUGGGCUCACUCCAGGGCUGGGCUGGGCCCCUCACUGCUGCUUAAACUGGGAAGUUUGGAUAAUUAACACAGAAAGUGACCAUUUAUGCCAAAAUAAAUACCGGUAUAUUUGAAAGGUUCUCCAAAUUCUGAUAUAAUUCCCAGAUCCACAAUAGGCCAAAAGUCAGACCCGCAACUCUUAUGUAACUACAACUCCCAUGAUACUUUGCCAAGUUACUGUUAUUGCCAGCCCUGUUCUAUACCACUAUUCAGAUUUUGUUAAAGGAAUCAUAGGGGUACUAAUGUUAGUUUAAAGGACCACUAUAGUGCCCUGAGGGUGCCCCCACCCUCAGGGUCCCCCUACCGCCAGGCUGGAUGGAGAGAGAGAGUUAAACACUUACCUUUCUCCAGCGCCGGGCUCCCUCGGUGCUGGAGACUCUCCUCCUCCUUUCCCAUCAUCGGCUGAAUGCGCAUGCGCGGCAAGAGCAUUCAGCCAGUCUCAUAGGAAAGCAUUCUCAAUGCUUUCCUAUGAACCAUGGCGUCUUCUCACUGUAAAAAUCACAGUGAGAAGCGCCUCCAGCGGCUGUCAGUGAGACAGCCACGAGAGGCUGGAUUAACCCAUAUGUAAAUUUAGCAGUUUCUCUGAAACUGCUAUGUUUACAGCAGGCAGGGUUAAUCCCCCAUUAAGAUGAAGUGGUCUGGGUGCCUAUAGUGGUCCUUUAAUUUAGAUUUCAGGGCUCGCUGUUUAUCUCAUUUAAUACAAAUUGUUAUAUGAGCUCUUUACUAACCUGCAAUACAGCACCAAGACAACCUCUUCAGAGCAGCCUAAUCCGCCCCCGCUGAGGUCAUCAGGAUUGGUAAACAUGUAUCCUAAUCAAAUGCUUCUCAUAGAGAAGCAUUCUGUACUCAAUGCGCAUGCACAUCAAAUGCUUCUCUCAUUCAAGAGCUCAAUGAAACGUUGCUUUUACUGUGGACCAUCAUCUAGUGGCGGUCAGGGGAACCCCACUAUAAAAACAUUUCGAUAUCUCCAAAACAGCAAUGUUUUACAUUUACACCAGGGCCACAGCACCAAAACCACUUCAUUGUCUAUGUUUUACAGAAUAUUGUGCUGAAGGGCUAAUUAACGGUUAACAUUUUGAACAGUCAAAUUGUUUUGAAGGCAUUUUACUAUUCACUGAGCAGCCACAACAUUAAAACCACCUGCCCAAUAUCGUGUAGGCCCGCCUUGUGCUGCCAAAACAGCUCUAGUGUGUCGAGACAUGGACUCCACAAAACCUCCGAAUGUGACCUGUGGUAUAUGGCAACAAGACAUUAGCAGAUCCUUUAAUUCCUGCAAGUAGCGAGGUGGGGCCUCCAUGGAUCGGAUUUGUUGUUCCAGCACAUCACACAGAUGGUCAGUUGGACUGAGAUGUGGUUAAUUUGGAGGCCAAGGCAACACCCUGAUCUCUUUGUCAUGUUCCUCAAACCAUUCCUGAACAAUGUUUGCAGUGUGGCAGGAGGCAUUAUCCUGCUGAAAGAGGUUGCUGCCACCAGGGAACUCCACUGCCAUGAGGGGUGUAUGUGGUCUGGUACGUGUCACAGUAACAUCCACAUAAUUGCCAGGACCCAAGGCUUCCCAGCAGAACAUUGCCCAGAUCAUAACACUGCCUUAUUCCCAUAGUACAUCCUGCUGCCAUCUCCUCCCUAGGUAAGCAAUGCACAAUCACCCGGCCAUCCACAGGAUCUAAAAGAAAAUGUGAUCCAUCAGACCAGGCAACCUUCUGCCAUCGCUCCAUGGUCCAGCUCUGACGCUCACGUCCCCAUUGAAGUCAUGGACAGGGGUCAUAAUGGACACCAUGACCAGUCUGCGGCCACGCAACCCCAUUCACAGCAAACUGCGAUGCACUGUGUGUUCUGGUAUCUUUCUAUCACGGACAGAAUUACAUUUUUCAAUAAUUUGGGUCUCCGCUUUUGGUAGGUACUAAGCACUGCAUACCGUGCACACUCCACAAGACGUGCCGCUUUGGAGACGCUCUGACCCAGUCGUCUAGCCAUCAUUAUGAUCCUUGUUAAAGGACCACAAUAGUGCCAGGAAAACACUCGUUUUCCUGGCACUAUAGUGCCCUGAGGGUACCCCCUCCCGCCGGGCUCUGGGGAGAGCAAAGGGGUUAAACUUGCCUUUUUUCCAGCACCGGGCAGGGAGCUCUCCUCCUCCUAUCCACCUCCGAUCCUCCUCUUCGGCUGAAUGCGCAUGCGCGGCAGGAGCUGCAUGCGCAUUCAACCAGUCUCAUAGGAAAGCAUUCAUAAUGCUUUCCUAUGGACGCUGGCGUCUUCUCACUGUGAUUUUCAAUGAGACAGCCACUAGAGGCUUUAGAGGCUGGAUUAACCCUAAUAUAAACAUAGCAGUUUCUCUGAAACUGCUAUGUUUAUAAAAAAAAAGGGUUAAUCCUAGAGGGACCUGGCACCCAGACCACUUCAUUAAGCUGAAGUGGUCUGGGUGCCUAGAGUGGUCCUUUAAAGUAACUCAGAUCAUUUCACUUGCCCAUUUUUCCUGCUUCCAACACAUGAAAUUAAAGAACUGACUGUUCACUUGCUGCUCAAUAUAUCGCACUCCUUGGCAGGUGUCAUUGUAACUAUAUAAUCAAUAUAAUUCACUUCGCCUGGCAGUGGGUUUAAUGUGGCUGAUCAGUGUAUAGGGAACAUUGAGAUAAAAAAAAUAGUUUUAAAGGUAACCGAAACACCAUAACCACUUCAGUGAUACGAUAAAGUGGUCAUGGUGUCUGAAGUCUGUAUGUCGGUGUUUCGCUAUGAAACGCUGCACAUUCUGAGUUUAACUCCUUUGCUGCCGGAGGUGUAACUCCAUUCCCAGCAGCAUCAUUCCUCCGUGGUUUAUUAAUUGACUUUCUUCCUAUAAGCACUUUUCAUGUACAGCCCAUCAGCCCAAGAGAGAGUUAGUUACUUACAGAGAUUUUCGAGUAAAUUUUAAAUUUAAGGCCAAAAUAGCUGAAUUUUAAAAUUCUCAUAGUUGGCCAUGCUUUCCGUUCGGCUACUUUUGCCUUGAAUUUGAAAAUAACUAAUUGUUAUAAUUUUAAGUAAAACUUCAAGGUUUAGGUACCAAAUAGCCAACGUGAAAACACGAUUUGGAGAUUUAUUUCCCAAUUUCGCUGUUUAUCCUUCAAGCUGAAAAGCGGUUAGUGUUUCUGGCAAUUUCCACGUCUGUGAACUGCGAUUCUGAGCAUCAUGGGAAACAGCCGGAGUGCCAUGGUUAGCCGUCCCUGGUAUAGGGAUUGACUGCAUGAGACAGGCACCCACACUCUGCUUUAUAAGAUAUCACAAGAUACAUUAACGUAGCGUGUUACUGAAAUAAAUAAAGCUGGUUAUAUAACUCGUUCUAAGAGAACAUUAACUGUUCUGGCUCCAUACAGCAGGUUGGGGAGUCUCAAUGCAUGCAGUGCCCCUAGAUAAUAAUGGCAUUGUGAUGGCACGUGCAGAGGGGAGGCCCUGUGAUAGUGACACACAGAGUGGGCAGUGAAUGGCAUGUCCGAGGCUUUACAAAACUAUGUGACGGUGAUCUCGCCGCCCCCAUUUCCAGCACAGUCCCUGGAUUCUGAUUUGAAGCUCGGCUGAGCGUGGUGAUGUGCCAGACAGAGACAGGGAACCGUGGUAAGGGGCUGUGCCAGCUCAGACAGGCUGUGUGAUGGCAGGGCCAGUCCUCUCCGGGUCUCUGUUACCCCAAUACUGAUAUGCUGACGCUCUCCUACCUGAUCGCUGGGGCAGCUUUUGGGGUUAAAGCUUUUUCUUGCAAACAUGGCGAGGUAGGGGUAAGAAUUGUGUGUCUGUGACGCAAUUUCGUCAAACGGUGUGUGUGUCAUAAUGUGAGGGGGUCUAAAUGUGUGUGUGUGUGUAUAGAUAUAUUUAUAAAAUAUCGUGGCUAGGUUUCGUUUUCCCUUUGACCAAAUAACUGUUGUAUUAAGAUAAAAUAUUGUGAAAUAAUCUUAUUGACCCAACUGGAUAUAAAAGUCUUAGCGAUGUGUUUGUAUAAAUGGGGUGUUUGGAUACAUGGUGCAGAGCAGACCAACAGCUACCCUUUUUUUGACAAAUUGCAUUUACAUACAUAACGUCAUGAGCUGUUAUUAAUAUGUGUACCGGUGUGUGGGUGUAGAAAUAUUCUCCCAGAUUGCUUUUAAUUCUCUGUUCUCUUUGGUUUUAUGAAAAUAGCUGCGUGGUUUAAUGUAGUAUCAUGCUGUGCGUAUCUUGAUGGGAGCACAACUAUACAGUAUACUGUAUAUAUAUAUAUAUAUAUAUAGAGAGAGAGAGAGAGAGAGAGUGUGCAGCAUUUUAGCAAGGUUUAUCCAUUAAAACAAGAACUGUAAUUCUUAGACCCAGAUAGUCGAAAUGGAAAAAUUCGUCAACCCAUCUCCUUUUCCGGUUCGGCUACUUUUGUCUAAAAUUCUCAAUCCAACGCUAUUUACAGUUUAGCGAUUAACCUCAGGGUAUCGCCAAAAUUGUUCAUUUGCUCCAGCAACUCAGAGUUAUUAAUUUCUACCUGCUAAAUAUUUCUUUAUAGAGAAGGCGUUGCCGUGUCCUGUCUACCAGACUGGGGUCGUUUGUUUUCCGUCUGUUAUGUGCAGUCAUACAUAAUAUAUUAUUCAGCAUCUAUUUCUGGGACGUCGCAAGUGAGGCUGCAAAUACCUGGUCAGGCGCAAUCCUUUUAUUGACUUAUUCUGUAAUGACUUGGCCACAAAUCUUCUAUAUAUACACUAUAGACUUUGAUCAGCCGCCCUGUAUAGUGACUUUUUAUUCAUUGUACAGGGCAAUCAGCAGCUGUCUAACCUCUACUUUCAUUGAAAUAUUUAUAUAGUGUACGUUGUCUGUAUUUUAGUGUUGGCUGUAGAUGCUAAUGCUGUACUAAUGGCUCUCGUCGGCUGUGGAUUACGGGAAUUGUCGUAUAAUAAUUUCUUAAUAACUGUAAACUUAUUAAGGUAGUUUGGACACCAUUCCUAUUAACAAAGUUGAGUUGGAUAUUUCUUACAAACCAGCUGUUUUGGGCUAGAUUUCGCAGCUCAAAUUAUAAUUUAAAGUUAAGAUAUUUUUCACUCCUAGAUUUGUAAAUUGAAGCUUCCUUUGUCCCUAGAUCGAAGUACUCCUAUUAUCAGUGCUUCCUGCACAGUAUUUGCUGAUUUUCCCAUGUACGAAGACUGCCAGUUGGGAGAGCGUGCCUGCAUGGCGUGCAUAUGUAGAUGCCCAGGAGAGGAGAUGGCAGCAGCGUUGAGGGGGAGCCUGUGGGCAUGCGUGUGGCAUACUUGUUCUGUAAACAGGACAGCAGCUGGCAUCUUUCAAUACAGAGGAAAUGGGUCAUCCCUGUGCCAGCUGUAAUGCCACGCUAAGUCAUGCAUGAGUAAUAGCAUCAUGGCGACUCCUGGAGCGUGUCAGGGGCCAGCCGAUACGGUUAUUUAGAAAGCUUGCUCAAGGGUGGGGGAACAGCGAUAAUAGGGCACACUUAACCCCUCUGUCUCCCCGUUAAAUAAUUUAAUUUCCAGCUCUGAAACAUGUACAUUCGUCGCCGAGUUAACAUUAUCACACAGACACUAUUAGCACUCCACACGUUUCAUACAGUUUGGGGGGUGGGGGAUUUGAGACUUAUGCACAACUAACAAACCAGGGCAAUGAAUUGAUGUUUGGCUUAGGUCAGCCCAACCGAUGCUGGCAAACUACAUUUCCCAAGAUACUCAUGCAAUCUUUAGAGCAGUAUGGGCAAUGUAAUUGACCUUCAGUGAGGCCACAUUUAUCAAUAACUAGCUUAUAAACCUGCAAGCAGAUUGUGACAUCUGUUGUUUACUGUACGUCAGCAAUCGACAGGCCGGCUGCCAUCUUGGAUGUGCGCCAUUUUGUAUAAAUAAAUUAUUAGUACAUAGGGUGUAUCCUCUAAACUAUCACACCAUGGUAUGAACCAAAUUGUGAGUUGACAGAUAUUCAGAGUAAAUGUAAAAUUUUGACCAAAUUGCUGAAAUAGAAAAAUAUGUUUGUUUUCAGUUUAGCCUUUUUAGACUAAAAUGAAAGUAAACACAUUUUAUUGAAUGAAACUGUUAGUUGACGAUAGUAUUGAAAACAAUUCGGCCUAAAUAUCAUCUUCAUAUUGUAUGUUACAUUUUGCAAAUUGGUUGUCAAUUCACCGUACUUUGCCUUUAAGUGAUUUAACCUCUUGUUUUCUGGAGAAAACUCUUUGUCCCUCCUUUUCUUUUUCUUCUUUUCUAUGUGGAAAUAAUGAAGGCCCCUUGUUGUCCUCAGGAGCUUGACAAUGUGGAGGGAGAAGAUUACACCACUGAAUUUUCUGUCCAGAGCUCCCCCGCGGCGCAGAAUGGGCCCGAGGUGUAUGUUCUGCCUCUUACAGAGGUCUCCGUGCCAAUGUCCAAACAGCCUGGAAGAUCAGGUAAGGAGAGGUCCUUCUGCGUGAUAUCUGUGUUACGCUGGGUACGGAGCAUACUAUCACUGCCGGCCAAUACAAACAUUGUACAACGCCACGGAAUGUGCUAGCAUUUUAUAAAUCGUAUUUAUUCUAGAUUCGUAGCAUGUAAAACUGUUUGCCCUACUAUAUAAGUUUUUUGUAGCAUCACGUUACGGUUAGUAAAUUGGUUACGUCUUCAAUAUAUCCUCCUCCUUUUCAUCCGCUGCCACUUCCUAAAACCAGUCGCUAGUAAUUGUCACUCCUGGCUGCUGGGUACUCCGCUCUGCCAUCUUCUUGUCCUUGUCACUUAUAGGCAAUACAAGACGAAUACUGGAUGGAUCGAGUGCAGCUCGCCAGGGAAUUUUCUAAUUGAGCUGGCUCUUUAAGUUAUUAACUCUUUCAUAACCCGUGCAAAAUAGUUUGUAGUGUUUUGACACAUGUGGUACCAUUCCAUGUUGUGUCUGUAAACUGUGAGGAUAUACAAGGUGUAGUAUUGAAGCAGAGUUUCAGCUGUGGCACGGAUUAGUUUAGCUUACAGCACUGGAUAAUGUCCACACUUCGAGCCAGUCCUAAUGGAAUUAAAAAUGGGAAUUUUCCAAGUGUAUCGGUACCAUCUAUCCUGCAUCCAUAAGUACCAUGUUUUUCUGAAUCCUGUUCUUUAAUCUCACAGAUUAUUUUUCAGAUAGCCCUGACACUCGCAUUUCCACAAAUGGUCUGGAUUCCGGUCAGGUAAUAAUGGGUGCAGGAGUGAGAAAGGAGUGGCCGCUCAUUACGAUUCUUUUUAACCUGGCUCUUGACCCUCUUACCUGGAUCCUUCACAUACUCUCCAUUCCAUCGAGUAUCACCAUUCAUCUGCAAAUCUCAACUUGCAAUCUGAAUGUAUGAAAUACUUGGUGAUUCUCAUUCCAACACAACUAUUAACCCUUAUACAAGAUAUAUUUUAAAAACUGUCAGAUCAAACUUUGAAUAGAAAAAUAGAUACUUCUAAUUGUUGAAUUUAUAAAUGAACUUUCUUCUUAAAGUUGACUGUUUUCUCAAAACAACUUUAUCCAUUUCAAAUUUCACCUCCCCUCCUUUCUAGGAAGCAUGAGAGGCGCAUUUACACAUUAUUUACAAACUUCCGACGGAAAGGCAAAAAGCCCAAAAUUGAUCUGAGCUGCCUUCAGCCAACCAUCGUCAGUUUGAAUCUAAACCUCCCCAAUAUCAUGACCUUGGCCUCUAGGUACGCCUUAGGCUGGAUUAAUACCUUUUUCCCCAACAAUUCUCUAGAACAACUGUUUUCUCAUGGUGUCACCCUUACCCAGUUUCUUGAUAUGCCUUUCUCCUCGAGUCCCAAGGAAGUCACACAUAACCCAUAACUGGAAAAAUGGUCACAUGCAAUACACACCUUAGAAACCGGCCACAUUUUGAGAGCAGUGACCAGACUUUACAAACUACACCUGGUGGCAUCUCACCAUGACACCACUGGACAAUUUCAAUGAAAAUGUGUGAUCUCUGAGAUUUCCCAUCGCGCGGUGAGGACAGACACAUACCUUUACCAAUGCAUUUAAGCCUGUGAGGGGUGCAGUAAUUUUGGAGAAAUAUUCGGGUAUACCUAAAUUAUUUCUUAUAUACCCAGACUUAAACUGCUCCAGAAUGCGUUAUAUUUUGUAUAUCUUCCAAUCCAGGGAUCACGCAUUUUAAUACAUUAAUUUAAAUGGAAUUAGUGGUGCCAGGGAAAGCUGUUUUCCAUAAACGGAUACGCCCUGAAAGCCCUACCUUCACUUUGUUUGAGACCAGAUUUUAUUUUGCUUUCAAAUCAGAUUGGCUAGAAUCCUCUCUAAAUAAACUAACAUAAAAAAAAUACAAAAUGCAGAAUUGGACACCUUCAGGGUUAUUUUAGUGUUAAUUAUCCAGUAAUCAAAGUGAAUUUUAAAUUAAAGUCCAGAGUAGCUGAACUAGGAGCAGAGCUGCCUGGGAAAAUGUUCCAAGUUUGGCUACUUUGACCUUAAAUUUAAAAUUCACUUAGAACUGACUUUGAAUUCUGAACAAUUCUCACUUUAGUAAAUAACCUUCCUUAUAUUGACUCUGGGCAGCGGUGGGACUAUUUCUGGUGCAGCUGCUCCUUGAGGGUUCCAUCGGGUGAUCGAUGAACUUGGGGUCACCUGUAGGUUAUUGCUGAACAGGGGCCCGGUCCCGGUGUGUACGUGUGUCUGUCUCAAGGUGUGUGUAGGUGUCAGUGUGUGUUCCUAUGUGUUUGUUAAUGUGUAGCUAUAUCUGUGUAGGUAUGUAUGUGGCUGUGUAUGUACGUAAGAGCAUACAUCCCAGCAAUCAUACAUCAGCACAACAUGCAAACACACUCCUGCACUCAAACACAAACACAAACAUUAUAUACAAACACAAACAUUACAUACAAACACACUCCUGCACUCAAACACAAACAUUAUAUACAAACACAAACAUUAUAUACAAACACACCCUGUACUCAAACACACACAUUACAUACAGACACGCCCUGCUUGCAAACACACUCCUGCAUUUAAACACAAACAUUAUAUACAAACAUGCCGUGCUUACAAACACACUUCUGCACUCAAACACAAACAUUACAUACAAACACAAACAUUACAUACAAACACACCCUGCAUUCAAACUCACCCUGCAUUAUACCAAUGGCAAUAAUACAUACAUAUACACCCCUACAUGCACACACAAACUCUAUACAAACACUGUUUACAAAUACAGCCCUGCAAGGAUGGGCCUAUGGUAGAUCUACAGCUAUCAUAGCAUUAUGGGAGUUGUACGACAGAGGGGGAUCUACCUUUUGGCCACUCUUGCACUAGAGGGACCCCCUCUACAUUCUUUUAGCUGCUGACUCUGAGGACAAAGUUGAGGAACUAGUUUAAAUAAUAUUUGCUGGUUUACAGGAUAAAUAUUGGAUCGUGUUAGUGUACCCAUGACCUGCCUUACCUCAUACGUCUUCUAUUAUCCUGGGAAUACAAUUCUGACAGGGUUAUUUAUUAGUGAGAAGUCAAAGUGAAUUUCAGAUUUAAGGCCACAGUAACCAAACUGACAGCAUAGCUAUCUUUAAACCUUAAAUUUAAAAUUCCAUCUGAAUACUCACUGUUAAUGCUAUUCCUUCAAUCAUUUCCAAUAAGAUUCUUUAGACCACACUGUUACCUGUUGUGUUAUUUUUUUAUUUAUACUGUUAAUAAUAAUAAGUUCCCUGCUACGCUUGUACGCAGUGAGAAAGUAGGUAGUGGUACAGAUUCUGUCGGACACCUGUCUCAUGUUAGGCACUCCCAGCCUUGUUGCUACAUUGUACAGGGGUAGUCACUGCCCUCAAGAAAAUACAUUUUUCUGUGGAUGAUGUUGAGGAACGAGUUGUUGUUUUUUCUAUUUUCAUUUAUUUUAGGUUUUCACAAAAAAACUUCCUCACCUUAUAUCGUUUUUAUAAAAACUUGCAUUAAAAUGUUAUUGCAAAAAUAAGCGUUGUUAAAGUGAUAGUGAUUGUGUGGUGUUCUGGAAUGUGUAUGCUUUGUAUAUGUUUGUGGGAACAAGGCACAAAUCUGGUACCACUCGGAAAGGGUGAGAAUAUAAAAAUGGUUAGUGCAUCACCUUCUUGCAGUGUGUGGGCUCGGCCGAAACAAUGUCGAUAGCUGUCCAGGGCUGCCUCCGUCACUGGCCAUGAGUGGGACUGGAAUCUGGAUGAGGAAUUCAUCGCUUUCAAUUUUAUUUCUCCUUGAGAACAAAGGGGUGUGCUAAGGAAUGGGGAACGUAAAAAACAAACCCCUCAAAGUACAGACGUUUAAGCAGACAAGGGACCCUUUUCACAGAUGCCCAGCCCGCCCAUGUUUGCGUUGAUGCUACACAGAAUGCUCUCAGUGUCUUUGUGUCUAUAGAGACAGUGAGAAGCCGUGCCAGGCAGGCCACAAUGACGCUGUGUGUCACUGCAAGCCAGCAUGCAGCCCUGGAAUUUUAGGGCAUGGUGGUGGGAUGGCUGGCGUGGGAGCACGGAGAGGCUAAAUGUCAGAGAGAUAAUUGCAAUGUGAAAUGAAUACGGGGAAUGUUUGAACGCUGCUCAGACCUCAUCCUUUCCCAGUAAUAUUAGUCAGACAAGUUGUACUUUUCCAUCUCUUGUGCGGAUUAACUCCAAUGCCCAUCAGAGCUACAAAUGGGAAUUAUAGUCCAGCAGAUCAUUAGCUGCAUGUUGUCCAGCCACUUGCUGACAUUCCUAGUGAUAGCAUUUUGGUAGCGUGUGUGUUUAGGGACAAUUUCAUUUGGAAAUGCAAUUUAUCUCGAUUUCAUUAUAGACAUCCUUUAUUGUAGCAAUCAUUGUAGCACAGUUUAUACUAUUAUUGUAUUGUGUUAAUGUGGGGCACAGUCUGGAGGUUUAUGGGUGUCUAGGGCUGGAGGACACUUUGGUGUGAAUGGUGACCCAUGGUAAGGGAUACCUGUAUUCAAGGUGCUUUGGAUGGUAAACGCAUAACCUGAUCGAGAGUUAUAGGGAUUAUAGUUCAAAACACCUUGAAGGCAGGUACCGUAACUCUAAACAAACCUAACCACAGGCCUCCUGAAUGCCACCCCAACCCUAAAAUCUCCAAUCACUAAAAUAAUUUAAUUAUUACCAGCAUUUUUACAUCACAAUGCCCUUAGAAAUGCACUGCCAUUGGCCUAAAUUUAGAAAUGAAUUUUGAAUUCCAAGCAUUUCACCCUUUAAUUAAUAACCCUGACAAACUCAUUUACAAAGUUUAAUUGUCAGGAAUUCAAAGUGAAUUGAAAGUUUUUCUCAUUAACGCUAGAGUUGUGUGAUGAUAAUAUCUGAUGUAUUCUCCGAACCUUACAGUUUGUCCAAAUCACAUAACACUCAGCCAUGUUCUGCCAAAUCGUAAGGCAAGGGGACACCAGACCCAGAGCAUAACAAUGCUCCUUUCAGAAUGGAUGGCACCAUCUUCGCUGUCAGGGGCCCCAUGGGGCCAGGUAUCACUGGGAUAUUCACUAGGCUCCAAAUUGUAGUAACUUAGAAUCUAAAUGCCAAUGUUUAUGAAAAUGUUAUUGAUUUUGUAGAAAUUCUCAGCUUAGAAAUUUUAGCUACAAUUUAAGAAUUUGGAUUUUAAUUCACUGUGAUUAGAUUUUCAUGAAGAAACCCUCUUUACAUGUUUAGUAUACAGUUAGCUAGUAGUGAACAUAUUUACCUUUAUUCUCAGGAACCCUAUAAUAGUCCCGGGGUUAAUCGGCUUGAUUCUCAUUGAACAAGGCUUGAAGUGGCACAUUAACCAACUGAGCUAUCUUCCUAACCUUACUCAUGAUGUUACGUUACCUCUGCGUGGAAAUAGAGACAUCACACUUUACACGUGACCUUUAACGCAUCCGAUUUAUUCCAGUCUCCCUCUGUGACUAAUGCCAAUUUACCAGAUUCUUGUUUUACUUUUCUUUAAACCGAGAUCCUUUGAUAUUUCAGUUUAUUAUUUAUACAGCUCCAACAUAGUUUGCAGUUCUGUACAAUGAGAUGGUAAUCUAAUAAUUUAGAGUUCGGUUGGUAAAGCAUAUCGAGAUAAGGGAGGUGAUUUUUCUUUUUUCUUUUCUGUUUGUUACAGUGCAGCUUCUCAAAUCCACAGACCUGGGAAGGCAAAGUCUACUUUACCUGAAGGAGAUUGGACAUGGCUGGUUUGGCAAGGUAGGUGUAUGUCUGCGCCCCCUGCUGGCUGUACAAUGCAUUACAGUCAGCUUGUUUGAGAAGAGUGCAGUAAUAUUUUGUUAAAAACUGUAUCCCUGAGAUUUGGUGAUAUUUCAGUUAACACACCCAUUAUAUGUGGCUUGUAUAUAUACAUUUGAUCCUGAUGAAAGCCCAGAAGGAGGGCUGAAAUGCCAAUAUUUUUUAUGGAUUUACUGUAAAAGAUUUAAGAUUUUAAACCUAGAAAAGACCGUGAGUGCAAGCUAUUCAUCUCUCUCUCUCUAUCCUUCUCUCUCUCUCUCUUUAUAUUUGGGGUUGGGGAUGGUAGAAAUCCCCCUUUAUUAGUGAAUAUCAAUUUUGACGUGUGUCCAUUUGGGACUGUCAGGGUUUACUAAAUCGACAAUUCAAAGUGAAUUUCAAAUUUAUGGUAAAAAAUCAGCUCUACUUUCAGUUCAGCCUUAACCCCUUAAAGGACCACUAUAGUGCCAGGAAAACAUACUCGUUUUCCUGGCACUAUAGUGCCCUGAGGGUGCCCCUACCCUCAGGGACCCCCUCCCGCCGGGCUCUGGGAGAGGAAGGGGUUAAACACUCGCCUUUCUCCAGCGGCGGGCGGGGAGCUCUCCUCCUCCGAUCCUCCUCUUCGGCUGAAUGCGCAUGCGCGGCAGGAGCUGUGCCGCAUUCAGCCGGUCUCAUAGGAAAGCAUUUACAGUGAGAAGCACGCAAACGACUCUAGCGGCUGUCAAUGAGACAGCCACUAGAGGAUUUGGAGGCUGGAUUAACCCAUUAAUAAACAUAGCAGUUUCUCUGAAACUGCAAUGUUUAUAAAAAAAAAAGGGUUAACCCUAGAGGGACCUGGCACCCAGACCACUUCAUUAAGGUGAAGUGGUCUGGGUGCCUAGAGUGGUCCUUUAAAUUUGAAAUGUACUUUGAAUGUUUACUUUAGUAAUUAGCCAUGUCUGAUUUGCAUUAUGUUUUAGGUUCUGCUCGGGGAGGUGAACUCGGGGAUAAGCAGCACACAGGUUGUUGUGAAAGAGCUGAAGGUCAGCGCCAGUGUUCAGGAACAGAUGCUGUUUCUAGAAGAGACCCACCCAUACAGGUAUGUACCUGUCCCAUGCAUGUUACAUCACCAAUUCCCCAGCCAAUUAAUGUAUCCAUCGCCAAGCCCCCUGCUCACAGAAAGACGAUGUUAUACCAAGUUUAGCCAGUAGGUGGCGUCUGUUGAAUGAACAUUCUGAAAGGAAUGCAUGUCUACAUUAACCCUUUACGUGAAGGCUCUCACUGUGUCAUUAUAUUAUUAUUAUUAUUAUUAUUAUUAUCAUUUAUAUAGCGCCAACAGAUUCCGUAGCGCUUUACAAUAUUUUGAGAGGGGGGAUGUAACAAUAAAUAGGACAAUUACAAGAAAACUUACAGGAACAAUAGGUUGAAGAGGACCCUGCUCAAAUGAGCUUACAGACUAUAGGAGGUGGGGUAUUAGAAACAUUAGGACAAGAAAUAUCAAGUAGGAGUGAAGCAGAGCUGGAGGAGAGAGCAAAGCACUGUCCCAUAGGAGAGAGCAGGAGACAGGUAUGUAAGGUAGAGAUUACUCUGGGAGGCCAUAAGCUUUCCUGAAGAGAUGGGUUUUAAGGCCCUUCUUAAAUGAUUGAAGACUAGGGGAGAGUCUGAUGGCAGUAGGCAAGCUAUUCCAUAGGAGAGGAGCCACCCACGAGAGGUCCUGCAAGCGCGAGUUGGCCGUACGGGUGCGAGCAGCGGUCAGGAGGUGGUCACGGGCAGAGCGGAGGGUACGAGGAGGGGCAUAUCUAUGGAUUAGUGAAGAGAUAUAAGUGGGGCUAGAAUUGUUCAGUGCUUUAAAUGUGUGGGUUAGCACUUUGAAUUGACUCCUAUAGCAUACAGGGAGCCAGUGUAAGGACUGGCAGAGGGUUGAGGUGUGAGAGGACCGACUAGAGAGGAAAAUCAGUCUAGCUGCAGCAUUCAUGACAGACUGUAGCGGGGCAAUACGGCUUUUGGGGAGACCAGUCAGGAGAGGGUUACAGUAAUCCACUUACUAUUAUUAUUAUUAUUAUUUGAUUAUUUAUAUCGCGCCAGUUAAUUCUGUAGCACAAAACAUUCAAGAUUAUCCCACUGUCUGCACACACGUAAUACUGAAAAACUACUAUAACCACUUAUUUCAUCUUUCCUUUUAGUAUUAGUUUUAAGAAUACAAAAUAACCAAUAAAGAAUGUACAAUUAAAAUUCAAGUGUGUAUCGGAGUUAAUAAAUUCAGUGUGAAUCGUUGGCAACUGUAGUGAAUUUCAGAAUAUUCGACCCAAAUAGUUUAACUGGAAACAUAGUUAGAUUGUAAGCUUCUUUGAACAGGGCAUUCGUCACUUGUGUCUGUGUCUGUCUGUCAGCAUUAUUUCAGUCUGUUGGUUAUUUAUUGUAAAAUAUCUCUAAUUAAUAUAUCUCCCAAUGAUGUUACUCUAGUUUAAUUAUAUUGUAAAAUACAAUCUGCUGUAAUAAGGGUUUAUGAUUCCAUAAAUCAGUUUGUUAAUACUGUAGUCAUGUAAUAAGGUUCCGUUAGUGGAGGAAAAUAUCCCUGCCUGUUUCCUUUCACUUGUUCGGUUUACGGCUAGAUAGAGUGAAUGCUUGAACCUUGUUUUUUCGAAUACGGUGUCUUGGUUCCACCCCAAGUCUUGGGAACAGGAUACAAGUUCACACCUCGCCCCUUCCUGUACGCCGGGUCUUUACUCUGAGCGUCUACCAAACCAGUUAAUUGUUUCUCGAGGGCCAGAGAGUAAGAUAUAAAGAGCAGAGAGAGUUAAGGUUAGAAUUUAUUGACAGCAGGAAUAUUUACUGGUUUCCAUGGAAACAGCCUCACUUUUAGAAAAUUGGCCCAUGAAUGUUCUUUGUUCUUAACCCCCAUUAGUCCCUUACAUGUAGAGACCUAGUCCAGUAUAGACCUCCAGUCAGUAUCCCAAAUAUAAGCAGAACCUCUGAAACAUUAUCGUUGGAUAUGAUAAUAAAUUCUAUGCUGUCAGUUUGACUACUCUGGUCUUAAAUUUGAAAUUCACUUUGAAUUCUCUCUUUAGUAAAUAAUCCUAAGUAACUGGAUUAUUCACUAAAGUGAGAAUUGUCAGAACUUAAACGUGAAUUUCAAAUUUAAAGUCAAUUCUGCCAAUCAGCUAUGCUUGCAGUUCGCCUAUUCGGCCUUAAAUUAGAAUUCCUGACAGCUCUCUCGUUGGUAAAUAACGCGGAAUAUGUAAAUCUUUUAACAAUGAUUUCACGUUUCAUUGUCCUGCCUCACUGUAGUAUAUACAAUAAAUCAAUGUCUGCAAGCUGGGACGGUGGAUGUAAUAUACAUUCUGUGCUUUCUGAAUACGAGACACGGCUCACACAAUCUGUCAUUAAUAUUUUGGGACUUUAUUAAAUAAGGUAGAGCUGAGCUCAGGUGACAGUUCCCCAUUAAUUAGCAAGCACUGUGUACUUUUUUAACACUCUGUGAUCUCAGGUAUGUUGCAAACAGACGCACUCACCAACGCUGUCAGUAUGUGUUUGUGGUACGUAGUUCCUGUUAGAUGACGCUGUUUGGAAUGUCUGUUAUAAUGUUGCUUUCUUAAGUUCUCUUGCCAAAUUCUUUACAAAUAGAUGUACAAUCUUGAAAUUGUUGCUUACUUGUAAAAAAAUAAAAUGUACAGAUUUCAAUAGAAGCUGGCACUUUUAUAAGUUACAUUUGUUAUUAUAUUACAAAAUUACUUUGUUACUCCCCCUGGUUUCAACUAGAGAAUCGGUCCUGUUACUUCCUGGUUUGUUUAGCUCAGAGGAGAUAAACGAGGCAGCAAUUGCCCAGAGCACCUGCCUUGCAAAGACUUCUCAUUGAGCUGCAUUGGGAAGUCUGUGAUUGGACAGCCACAGAAAGUCUGGGCAGGGUUAAACGGGAGCUGUUUUUAGAUACACAUGCCUAAUUAAAUGUAUCCAUGUUUUCAUUUGGCAUAUAUCUAUUAACCCCUUAAGGACAGCGGGCGUGCUAUGCCGUCCUUGGGGACCCGGCUCUAAACGCCGGCGGGCAGCAUAGCACUGUCCUAUUUACUUACCCGCUCGCCGGCGAUCCCAUGCCGGAGGUUGCGGUGGAGGGACUCACCUGGCACCCCCACCGCAAACCAGACUCACCCCUGCUGCCGUUCUGGCCUUCCUGGGCCAUGUGAAUGCGAGGUUCUUGCGAGGACCUCAUGAUCACCCGGACAGCCUAGCCGUCCACAACAGUGCCAGCAGUGGGAGUUUCUGGAAUGAGAGGUACUCCCCUUGCUGCCUGUAAAAUGUAGUAUAACAGUGCAUUUACAUGAGUAUAACAGUACCCCUCAUGUACAGGUUUUAUGGUGUUUUCAAAAGUUACAGAGUCAAAUAUAAGGCUUGCGUUUCAUUUUUUUCACAUUAAAAUUCGCCAGAUUGGUUACGUUGCCUUUGAGACUGUAUGGUAGUCCAUGAAUAAAAAUUACCCCCAUGAUGGCAUACCAUUUGCAAUAGUAGACAACCCAUGGUAUUGCAAAUGGGGUAUGUCCAGUCUUUUUAGUAGCCACUUAGUCACAAACACUGGCCAAAAUUGUCAUUCAAAUUAGUUUUUUGCAUUUUUCACACACAAACAAAUAUUAACACUAAAUUUGGCCAGUGUUUGUGGCAACGUAACCAAUCUGGCAAAUUUCAAAGUAAAAAAUUAAAAAUGUUACAUGCUAAAUUUGACCCAGUUACUUCCCAAAACACCAUAAAACCUGUACACAGGGGGUACUGUUUUACACGUGAGACAUCGCUGAAUACAAAUAUGUUAUUUAUUGCAGUAAAAGCAAACAAUAUUAUGACAAUCACAGUUAAAAUGUCGUGUAGAACUAAACAAAUUCUUAUUCUCUCACAUUUUUAAAAUAUUGUAUUGAUAUGAUAUUAUGUCCCGUAGCUAAAUAUUUGAUGUUAAAUAAAAGCCCUGUUUCCCCUGAAUAAAAUAAUAUAUAAUAAUUGUGGGUGCGCAUAAUACGAAAGAGGUGAAUUACGCCUGAACAGACAUAAAGCGCAAAUUCCAGGUUUUGUUUACGUUUUGUUUUGAUCACAACGUGUAUAAUUUGGCUCAGUCCUUAAGGGGUUAAACAGUGGUUUCUAUUUAUUUUGGCAGUGGAGUGUCCCUUUCAGUUAUUUUGGGGGAUCCAGCACCUUGUGUAUAGGGGAUCAAAGGCUACCUAAUGGCCACGUUUGGUAAACUUUAUGGAACCCUACAUUCCCCAUUGUGCUCAGCUAGCCUGAAGGCAUCCUUGUCCUAGCUCAUUUCUAAUAUUAUAUAUUAAUAUUAUUAUUAUUAUUAUUAUUAUUUGCUUUCUAACGCGUCAAAUUUAAAAACAAAUGUUUUUUUCCUAAGACCAGGUAAUGAUUGUGAAAGGGCUCAUUGUUCUCUCCCCGUUUGACAGUUUGUUAUUCUUUGCACAAAGGAAAGGAGAAGCUGCCUGUCCUGACGUGCUGCAGACAAUCUCCUGUGUUAUUAUAUGUUGAGUUGAGUCAGAGAAGAGGGACUGCUAGAGGUUUAAACGCUAUCACUGGCUGAAUCUAUUCAUUUUUCACAAUAUUUCAAAUUGUGAUCUAUAAAAAAUAAAUAAACCGGUUUUAAAAUUUGCCCUGAAACAGCCAAACUUAGCGUGUACCUAAUCUGAGUCUUGCUACGCUAGAUAUUGUAACCAGUGAACAAAUCUAAUACCUCGCUGACCCCCAAACAGGGGACCUGCGCAGCCCUUUAUUGAGCUUUAUUUCAAUCAGAUUGUAACCUGUGCAUUGUUAUAAAACAGCUGGUCAUGGCACAGGGGUCCUGAACAAAUGGGGGUUGAGGUCUGGAGCAGUGUAUACUGCCUGCUUGUUUUCAUGAGAUUCUAGGAAAAUUGUGGAAACGCAAAGUUUCUGAACUGCUGUGCCAAGGGCGAUUUUUUAAAUUUUUUUUUGGUAAAGGUCAUAAUUGACAUGUGAUCUAGUAAACUGUAUAUUUGAAAAUGGAUGCAUGUAUAUGUCUAACCUUAAAAAUUACGUUUUUAGAAUGUGAUGCUUUUAGAAUUAUUUUAUUGUCAUUAAAUCAUUCCCCCGUUGUGAUGUUCAGCUGGGCUAGCAUUCUUUAACGCUUGGCCACUUCUAUCCUCAGAGUCCUCCAACAUGACAACCUGCUGCAGUGCUUGGCACAGUGCGCAGAGAUCACCCCUUACCUGCUGGUCAUGGAGUUCUGCUCAUUGGUAAGUUCAGUUCCUGAAACACGGGAGUUCAAGAGAGGACAGGUAACCUUUAAAAUGUCUGCUUGGGCGCAGUGCCAGGAGUUAAGUUCACCCGCUCAUUAACACAAAAGAGAACAAAAGGGCAGGAAAUCGUACCCUGCUGGCAUCUUAUGUAACCUGGCACAGGAGUUUGGAAGGAGAAUCUAAUUUUACACACCACUGGAUACUGCAAUAAUUGAGGGAUAUUUUCAAUGAUGUCUAUCUGGAUAGAACCUUCGGGAUGGCCAUGUCAGUGCCGGCAGAUGGGCCAGAAACCUUUUUUUGUAACAGUCUAUCCCUAGAACUAGAGACUGGGGCAGUGAUGUGACGUCUGUCUCUGAGAUUGAUGACCGUUUUCAUGCAGGUCACUUUUGAGUUGCUAAAGCAUGGGAAUUAGUGAAUCCCUCUUGAUUAAUUUAAAGGAGCACUAUAGGGUCAGGAACACAAACAUGUAUUCCUGGCCCUAUAGUGUUAAAACCACUAUCCAGCCCCAUUGGCCCCCUUUGCCUCCAUAAAUAUAGCAAAGUCUUACUGUACUCAAGCCUGAAGCUGUAACUCUGCAUGCUGUUAGACUCAGAAAAACAAGCAGUCUGUUGACAUCAUCAGAAAUGGUAGCGUGAUCCAAUCACAUUGCUUCCCCAUAGGAUUGGCUGAGACUGACAAAGAGGCAGAUCAGAGGCAGAGUCAACAUGAUUCAAACACAGCCCUGGCCAAUCAGCAUCUCCUCAUAGAGAUAAAUUGAAUCAAUGAAUCUCUAUGAGAAAAGUUCAGUGUCUGCAUGCAGAGGGAGGAGACACUGAAUGUUUGGAUACAUUUUAGGCAGGCGUGACCCAGGAAGGAUCUCUAACAGCCAUCUGAGGAGUGGCCAGUGAAGUUAUCACUAGGCUGUAAUGUAAACACUGCAUUUUCUCUGAAAAGACAGUGUUUACAGCAAAAAGCCUGAAGGUAAUGAUUCUACUCACCAGAACUAAUUCAAUAAGCUGUAGUUGUUCUGGUGACUAUAGUGUCCCUUUAAGGAUAGUACAAACUCACAUUAUCAUGGCGAUUCUUUGCACUCAAGUCCUGAUUAUAACGAACACAGCUAUCAAACGUCGAUGUUUUAUCAGCUUAAACAGUCAAAUGCAUGCUAACUGUAAUAACAUUCACCAAAACAAAUCUGUACUUUAGAAUGUAUAUAUGUAUUCUUAACAUAUUUGUUGAAAACAUGGAAUUUAUGUUUAAUUGACAGUCUGUAAUUCUUCCAGCGGACCUUCUAGAGCAAUAUUUCCAUAACCAGUCCCGAAGACCCACCAGCAGCCCAGGUUUUGUCUGUAUCUCCAUUGGAAUAAAACAGGGAAAUACGUCAAUCCUGGACUGUUGGUGGGCCGUGAGGACGGGUUUGGAACCCCUGUUCUACAGGAUUAAAUAACUGAACAGCAAAUAUUUGCUUCAAAGACCAAGUUCUAUUUUAACGUUGAUUAUUUAUAUUGUAAAACCUUUAUAACCACUAAUGCUUAUAAUGUGGCUUGGUUUUAUACGAAAUGUAAAACAUAUAAUUCAUUGGGGGAUGUGGAAAGAGAUUUCAGUUCGACCCUAACCAUCUGAUUAUGUCUAGGGAGAUCUGAAAGGCUACCUGCAGAGCUGUGCAGCCACUGAGUCCACUGCCCCCGACCCCCUGACACUACAGAGGAUGGGCUGUGAGGUUUGCUCUGGUCUGCUGCACUUACACAAGAAUAACUACACCCACAGGUAAGAAAGAGGGAUGAUGUUGGGUGAGGUAGGUCCAUGAUCCUGUGUUACAUCUCUCUAGCAAUCAAUACAUUUCUAGAAGCGAUUACUUGUGUCAUUUAGCAUAGUGACUUCUGAUGUACGACCCUCCUUCUCCACGUGUCUGAUAAAGUUCCUUCCCCUCCUGGAGCCUCAGCAUUUUAUCCCUGUCACCUGCUCCCCUCGCCACUUACUCCAGAUACACAUCUCUGGGCGCCUCUCUCGGUUUGUCCCCUGGAACAAUAUCCUGAUGCUGAAUGAGUGGGACAUAGAAGCUCCAGCAUCAGUGAUUUUGUUGCAGGCGGCACUCACAGCUCCUGGUCCCACGGAUGGAAGCGUGCACCCGUCAUCUGACACCCGUCACGUCAGCGAUCUCUGUCCAUGUAUCUGUUGUCACCAAGCCACAUCCAUUCACCAAGCCCUGGACACUCUCUGAUACUCUUCAACCAGUCUCUAAAGUCGUAUCUCUCUUCUGUGUGCUAAGUAGAUCGUUUGUAUUCUGUCCUAACUUCGACGGACGGGUUCUCUGUCUUUUUCAUUUCUCCUUGCCUUUCCCUGCUUUUUUUUGUUCUAUAUUUCACAUUUUCACUUGUGUUUAGUUUAGAAAUACCAUUGAAAAUAACAGAAUACUGCUACCAAUAAGGGGCAUUCUGUAAGGUGGGUCUGUUCAUCAAGGUGACAGAGGGGAUUAAUGAGGUUUCAGUUAGAGGAAAUGUCUUUGAUAAGACUUGUUUAUUAAUACAAUGCUGUACAAAUCGGAUUUUUUAAGGCAGCAGACACACACAUUGCUUUGUGUUAUAUACAAGCUAAUUAUCGUAUAAUUAUUAAACCAUAACAUAACGUAGAGGAUCAUGGCCCCUAGGGAACCAGCUGGACCUCCAUGCAGUCAGCAAUUAACAUCAAUGAUAAUAAAUCACUAUUAUCUCUCAAUCUAACAAUCGGUCCGUAUCCCUGACAGUCCUUUUUGCACAUUUUAUUUCUUAGCCGUCUCCAUUUUGACCCUUAAAGUUCUUCUUAGCUUCAGCCGAGGUCCAUAGCACAUGAAUGGCUUUAGGGGGGAAUCUUGUCUAUGUGUACCACAAUAACAGCUUUUUGAUUGAUGCUACUCACUAAAAUACCCUUUAAAACCUCUGUUAAUCACUAAACAUUAUAGUUUUGUCUUUUGUAAGAUUCUUUGAAACAGAAAAAAGUAAAAUGCAAUUUAUUGAUACAGUGUAGCAAUGCAGAAGUAGAUCUGAUACUAUAUUUAUCAGAAACGUGAUGGUAGGCCCUCUUAUCGCAUAGUGACUGGUGAAGGUGACUGGGACUUUUUUGCUCGUUAUGGUUUAUGUUUCCCUCCUAAAACUGAUUGAUUUCUGUUCAUGUUUAAAUCAUGCAGUGAUACACAGGCUUUCCAUUUGCACUAUAUAUAUAUAUAUAUAUAUAUAUAUAUAAAUGUUUUUAUCCGUUAUACAGCUUUUGUCAAACUUAAGUAAUUAAACAUUGUUUUGUGAGGCUCAGAAACAUUAUAUUUGAAGUUUGGAUUCAUAAUUUGGCUCCUCCUAAAUAAAUAAAUGAGCAGGGGUCCCUGAGACUCCCAAGAACUGGGACAGGUCUGGGGGGUUCAGGACCUUAAAGGUGUGGAUUUUCUUGGCAUUAAACAGGAAAACUGUAGAAUGAACUCCCCUCUUCCCAAACUCUGUGUGGCGUGGAGUGAGGUGUUAAUAAUCAGGUCCAAUCCUUCCUUCGUCAUCUUCAUCAGUGCACGGGAUUGGACAGUAACAUCUAAUGAUUGAAUCCUCGAUACCAAUAAAAAUAAUCACCAAUAUGAAAUAUAAAAUAUUGAGCUCAGAACGGAAGCUUUGAAGCCUAGAGCAACUAUUAAAAUAAACAGAGACACAGGAAUAGAAUCCGUACCUGCGAGCAGAGUAAAGAAUGAGGAUAUACAGGUAUCUCGCUCGCGCAUAUCUGUAGAUCAGCUCCUAUCAGUCCAUUAAUGACUGCAGCACAUGCAGAGUGGAGUAAAACCACUUGAUCGAAGAUCUAUGAUGGCCCAAUGCCCUGCGGUGGUAGGGCUGAGGAGGGGGAUUUCUAUUUUAUAACCACAGUCACACAAAUAAGUACUAUGAAUGGUUAGUAAUGAGUCCCUUGUGACUUUGGUGAACCCCAGAUCUUCACCUAGUAGCUGUACGAGCUGUUCGCUGGUUUUGUUAGACAAUCAGUUCUGCCUGGCAACCUGUGUUGUCUGUGUUGCGCAUGUGCGGUCUCUGCACACGUUAGUGGACUUAACCAAGAUAAUAGGAGACAUUUAAUCAGGCAAAACAAAAUACUAAAAUUAUUGACCACUGGCUUAAAACAAAAUCAACAAAAUAGUGGGUUGUCUGUGUGCCCAGAAGAUAAACUCUUUUUAAUGCAGAUAUUAAGGUAAAGGCAUGUCACAUAGCCCUCAGUUGAUCUUUAAAGAGUGAAAAAUGGAGGAACGCUGCAAAAAAUAAUAAUAAUACCAAAUGCAGUCAUUUUCUUAUUUUCUGUUGAGUAGUCCAUUAUGUGUGAAAUGACAUUGUAUUUUUGCCUGGUAAUAUCUGCUGGUAUUAAUUUAUUUAUGACUAGAUUUAUUAUGUACAUUAGAUGUGUACAUUCUUUGUAUCUGUGAAUAAGAAAGAGCUAAUCAGUAAUACAAACUAUGAUAAGAGACAAUGGGAGCACUUACUGUCCCUGUUUUCACCCAUUUCACUCGUGUAAAAAAGAGAAUCACAGGAAAGAUCAAUGGGACAGAUAGUCAAAAUGAUUACCUACUGCUCUGACCGAUUUCGCUACAGAAUUUUACAGUAAAAUGUGGGACUUUGCUAUCAAUCAAUCAAUAUAUGUCGGGAGAAUGGGCAGACGGUUUGGGUUUAUUAUUAUUAUUGCCAUUUAUAUAGCGCUAACAGAUUCCGUAGCGCUUUACAAUAUUAUGAGAGGGGGGAUUUAACUAUAAAUAGGACAAUUACAAAGAACUUACAGAAACGAUAGGUUGAAGAGGACCCUGCUCAAACUAUAGUUACAUUCUAUAGGAGGUGGGGUAAAAAAACACAAUAGGACAGGAAUUUGCAGUCAAAUAAGGUGGGCUGCUCUUUAGGAGAGAGCAAGAGACAGGUAUGUGAGGUAGAGGUUACUCUGGGAGGCCAUAAGCUUUCCUAAAAAGAUGGGUUUUAAGGCACUUCUUAAAAGAUGCAAGACUAGGGGAGAGUCUGAUGGCGGUAGGCAGGCUAGUCUAUAGGAAGGGAGCCACCCGCGAGAAGUCCUGCAAGCCUGAGUUGGCCGUACGGGUGCGAACAACGGACAGGAGGUAGUCACGGGCAGAGCGGAGAGACCGAGAAGGGACAUACCUGUGGAUCUGUGAGGAGAUAUGAGGGUCUAGAAUUGGUCAGUGCUUUAUAGGUGUAAAUUAGUGCCUUGAAUUGACUCCUAUAGGAUACAGGAAGCCAAUGUAAGGCCUGACAGAGGGGUGAGGUGUGAGAGAACUGACUAGAGAGGAAAAUCAGCCUGGCAGCAGCGUUCAUUAUGGACUGUAGCGGUGCAGUACGGCUUUUGGGAAGACCAAUCUAGAGCAUGGACAAGCUCCUUGGUAGCAUCUUGCGUAAUAAAGGGGCGGAUGCGGGCUAUGUUUUUAAGAUGGAAUCUACAGGAUUUGGGGAGAAUGGGCAGACUGUUUGGGUUUAGCAGGCAGUGUGUCGGGGAGAAUGGGCAGACAGGGUUUAGCGGGCAGUGUGUUGGGGAGAAUGGGCAGGCUGUUUGGGUUUAGUGGGCGGUGGGUCGGGGAGAAUGGGCAGAUUGUUUGGGUUUAGCGGGCAGUGUGUUGGGGAGAAUGGUCAGAUUGGGUUUAGCGGGCGGUGUGUCGGGGAGAAUGGGCAGACUGUUUGGGUUUAGCAGCAGUGUGUCAAGGAGAAUGGGCAGACUGUUUGGGUUCAGCUGACAGUAUGUUGGGGAGAAUAGGCAGACAGUUUGGGUUUAGCGGGCGGUGUGUCGGGGAGAAUGGGCAGAUUGGGUUUAGCGGGCAGUGUGUCGGGGAGAAUGGGCAGGUUGUUUGGGUUUAGCGGGCAGUGUGUCAGGGAGAAUGGGCAGACUGUUUGGGUUUAGCGGGCGGUGUGUUGGGGAGAAUGGGCAGAUUGUUUGGGUUUAGCGGGCAGUGUGUCAGAAAAUGGGCAGACUGUUUGGGUUUAGCGGGCAGCGUGUUGGGGAGAAUGGGCAGACUGUUUGGGUUUAGCGGGCAGUGUGUCGAGGAGAAUGGGCAGACUGUUUGGGUUUAGCGGGCAGUGUGUCGGGGAGAAUUGACAGAGUUUUAGAUUAAACACAUUAUAUUUAUGUUAAGGAAACUCUCUUGGGUUUAUUCACUAAAUCAUACAUUGUAAGGAAUUUCAAAAGUUUGUCCAGAAAAUCUGACUUGGAAAAAUUUUCCAACUUUGCUUCAGUCACAGCUGGGCUAUUUCUGAUUUAUAGAUGCUUAAAAACCUGCAAUAAUUAAAAAACAAGCAAACAACUCCCUGUGUCUGGUGUCUGUUUAGAAGUAAAUGCAUAGAAAAAUCUGAGUGUGUGUAGAGCUCUGGUAAUGAAUGGGUUAAUGCACUCCACGUUGUGAACGCCUGGGUUGCCAAGCUGCAGAGAGUCCACCAUCUUAACCUAGCCAGACACAGGUGAGGCCAGGACGUAUCGCUUUGCUCUUAAUUACACAGUCAUUGCGAGCCGCUGGCACAGACAGCAGGGAACAUGCUUUUGUGUGUUGAAAGGCUUGGCGUGCCAUGGGGCAGAAGAUGGUCUAGGACAGACUGUUCCAGGAUAUUUGUCUUGGGACGGUGUACUCGGAGAUGAACAUCCCAGCCUGCAAACAAAAUAAAAUCCUGCCGUCAGAGGGAGAGAGAGAUCCUUCUAAUCUACUAUGGCUGCGGAGCCGUAAUAUGAAAAGACUUGUAGUUGCCUAGGUUAUAAGUGGAUUAUACUGUCAGGGCUAAAUGGGGGGGCGGGCUACUUACAGCCCCUUUCCUGCAAUGUGACUCAGAAUUCCUUUUUGUUUUUGUGCGUAUCUCAAACGGUUAGAAAGAGCAAUCGUCCUGUAUUAAUAUAUGUCUGUUAGGAACCUCUCCGUAAUCAAAUCUAAUUCUGCCUCUCCCCCCUUGCUGUGCUUAGUGACCUUGCUCUGAGAAACUGCCUCCUAACUGCUGAUCUGACUGUGAAAAUUGGUGACUACGGGUUGGCACAUUCCAAGUACCGGGUAAGCACAGCGCUGUGGAAUAUGUUGGAGCUAUACAAAAUUAUUACUCUUGAUUUGUAAUGCACCUUAGCAGUAAGGGUACUCAGUUUACUGAGUAGCUGUGUGCAAGCACAGGCAAAUGCACUUGUGGUUAGGUUUCAAAUUCCAUCAGCCUCAGCUUUACAUGGCUUGCUGUACCUGGUAGGAGCUACAGUGCCAGAAGGGAAAGGGAUUCUGCUCCUUCUGGCACUACAACAAUUGUAGCGUCAAGUUGUGCGUCACAUCAUGUUUUGUAUGACAUUGCUUGCUGUAUUAAGACAUUAUAUCAGUCCUGAGAUAUUUAGAUAUAGAACUAGCAGUUUGUUGAAAGCGUAGUGUGUACAUGGAGCAGCCUCCAUGCAGAGUUGUAAGCUGCUUGGUCCCAAACAUUAUUGUGUGAAUGUAAGAGAGGCUCUAAUCCUUCAAGCUGGUGUUUAGGAGAAGAGCAGAUUGGGGGCUGUUGAAUCCUGCAUUUGCGUAAAUGAUGGGAUUAACCUUGUCACAUCCCUGCUUGCUACCUUUUUCCAUGUCACUUGUACUGCUCUCCGAGUGCCUGGUACAGUCUACCUGCUGUGUGUACAGCACUGUCACUCACUGCAUCUUUCUUAGUAAAUAGAAUGCUGCAAGUAAAGAUGUGAGUACCAGCCAUACAGCAAUCAGUUUAACCUAUCAUUCUGCAUUCCUCGGCCUUUUAUCGAUGCCAAGCAGUGCUGCCCAUGGGUAGUGGGGUUUACCAUCCUUCCUGUUACUAUGUUACACACAUUCUGCAGUUUGUAACCAAACACCUUGGCACUGUGCCAGCUGUCCCCGGUCGGUGCCAAAGUAGGCACUGAGCUUGCCCGUAUUAAACAGAGUAAAGGGGGAACUAGGCACUCUCCAAGUUCAGAGCACGUCUCUGCCCCAAGGGGGAGGAGGGGACUUUCUAACCUCUCUCCGUCAGGGUGACUCAGACGUCUGCUGAUCUUCAGGGAGGGGGGAGAGGAAGCGGCAGGGGAGCUUGUAGCUGAAGCUGAGCAACUAGCUGUGUUUAUGCCUGGCAGGAUGAUUACCUCGUAACAUCGGACCAGCUGUGGGUGCCACUGCGCUGGAUCGCGCCAGAACUCAUCGACGAGGUACAUGGGAACCUACUUGUGGUGGACCAGACCAAAACAAGCAAUAUCUGGUGAGAAUAACCUUGUAUUUCCUUCUCUCUUCUCUUCAGUUGUUGGUGCGUAACCUGCUGUCAUGUUCUCUCAAUGUCUGUCUCUUUUAUGUAAAUUGUGGCAGAAAGCAUGUUUGUUUGUUAGGUUUUUUUCUUUCUAUUCUGACCCUCCACAAUGGGCUCUCACAUUAAUGCAUUUCUGCGCAGAUAAAUGCAGCUUUUAACUUUAUUCCUUAUAAUGUUUAUAUUCUGAAAGCUGCACUUAAGCUGUGCUGUGGGUUUGUAAAUACCAGCUGGCAGUAAUGAGGGAUCGGCUCAGGAAGAUGUAGGGUGUGGUUCCGAGGUAUAGGACCCAAACAGCCACGUUAACGGCCGGGCGAGAAUGCCUUAGCCUCACCACCUGCACAGUGAUGUCUUAUAGAGACCUCUGACUUUAGGAGGCUAAGAAAGUCAGCACCAUUCACAAUAUACAGUAAUCCGGCUAAUGCUGCAGCCAGUAUUAAAUAUAGAUAUUGUAAGGCGGCAGGAUGGGGGGUGGGUGAUCUGGGUCCAUUGGAAGCAAGGUAAAUAAAGAAUUGAGUGUGACAUUGAAUCAUGGGAGCGAGAAGCUCAGGGUGAGUGAUUCAUGUUGGUUGAAACAAGAGAAGAUUGAGUGACCUGUGAAUGAUCAGACAGUUCCGUGGAUGAAUGCACAAUCGGACACUAAUGGGGGGGGUCAGGUUUAUGUUUCAUGGUUACGAUACAGAUGUAGACAUUCCGUAAGUUGUAUCAUUAUGAGGUCUCUUCUGUUUGGCCCCACGAAUAGGACAUUGCUUGGAUGUGCUUUACCCCACAGUAACUAUUCCCUUUACCUUCGCAGGUCGCUUGGCGUUACUUUGUGGGAACUUUUUGAGUUGGGUCGUCAGCCAUACGAAGAGUACUCGGACCGGCAGGUUCUGUGCUAUGUUAUCAAGGAACAGCAGCUUAAACUACCUAAGCCUCAGCUCAAGCAGCUGCUUUCAGACCGAUGGUGAGUAACGAGUACCCAUCAUAGACUGGGAGCUGGCAGCUGGCCACGGAAACUGGACUUAGUUUCAAGCUAUUUGUUCUAAUAACAUUUUUGUUAAUUUAUAAAGGAAUUAAUCGAUUCCAAAUCGAUCUCACCUGUACAUUCAACAGGUGAAACAAUUCAAUUCGUUCGACAAUUUCCAAAAAUGUUAUUUGGACACGUUCCUUAAAAUGCAUUUUUACACCCGACUCAUGACAACUACUGACACCACUCUGAUCUGGGAAAACGCUAUCCUUCUGGGCAUUGUUGGACUACAAGUUCCAUCAUCACUGAAGAAUUUGAAGUUUAACAACAGUUUAAGUUUCAUUACGUUGACUUUUAAACUGUUUUUUUUACUUUAAAGAGGAGACAGGUUAAUUUGUUAUUCCAGACAUCCACACGGGGGAUUAGUUAGCAAAAAUAUAUGUAUUUUUUUUAAGUUGUGUUCAGCGCAGCUCUAUCACAGCAAUAUAACACGAGGCUUGCAUGCAGACAGGUGAUUUGCCAGAGGCACACGGCAGAUUAUAAAAUACCUUUAUUAUUAUUUAACAGAAGCUAAAGGUAGAAAAACAUUGCACUUUAAGUAGCUAUUUGGCUGCUGACGGUUCUAUUAUUUUCCUGAAAUGAGAUAUGUACAGGAGCAUUGAGAGAAUGCGAAUAGUGUCUGUUGAUUGUUUCCGCGCACACCACCUCACUUUACAGCUGUGACGCAGUGCUAAGCAUUAUAGCGUAUCUAUAAUUAAAGAUACACGCAGCUUUACACUGCGCAGGCAUCCACCAAAUUAAAAACACAAUUCUUCCAUCUGUUUGCAGGACACCGCAGACUAAUUCCUUAUUAAGUGACAGGGAAAUUGCAAAUGUAAUUAAAAAAAAAAAUGUUGUAGAUUCGUAAAUUUUUUUUUUUUUACCUGUAAUGUAUAAUCCCCCUGCCAAUUAUCCAAAAUUUCUGAUUUGGUGAAUAAUCCUCUUUGUUUUUUAAGAAUAUGUUCAGCAAUCUAAUUCCAAUCAAACAUGGAUCACACAACAAACUUACAGCUUGGAUGGAUGGAUAGAUUUACUGUCGUUAAAUGAUAUCACAGAGAAACUGGCCUUUACCAUGUAAUCGGUUCUUAUUCUUUGCAUGUUUACCAGAAGGAAAAAACAAACACAUUGGGAUUUAACUGUAAAGACAUACGUUGUACACUAUAGGUUUAUUAGCUUGGAAAAGAGCACACUGGGGAUUUAACGCAGAGAAACACAUCGGAAAUAUCACUGUAGAGCUACCUGUGCAAAGAGCAGGGAUUUCACACCAGAGAAUUCCUUCUUCGUGACGACUUACUUACUGAUUGUGUCUGUGAUUGCAGGUUCGAGGUGAUGCAGUUCUGCUGGCUUCAGCCUGAUCAAAGACCCACGGCCGAGGAGGUCCACCUUCUGCUUUCUUACUUAAGCGUGAAGGGAGCCAGCGAACUGGAGGAGGAGUUUGAGAAGCGCUGGAACUCCAUGAAGCCCAAUGGUGGAGCUGGUAGUGGAGGACAUCAUGAGUCUGAACUUUCCUCUUACCCUCUGCUGGAGCAUUUCUCUUCAGAUGGAUUCCAUUCGGAUGGUGAUGAUGUAUUAACAGUUACCCAGACCAGUCAGGGGCUCAACUUUGAGUAUAAGUGGGAACGAGGGAGACAUGAGCAGUACCCACUGAGUCCAGGGUGCCCACCCUACCAAGAUAUGUACUAUACACCAAGCACAGGGGACAGACUGAGCUUGGGUGUUUCUCCAUCGUGUUACGAGAACAAAGAAUGCAUUUCCAGCUCUCGACCUCUUGAAGUGGUACCUGUUCUAAGUGCCCGUAGCCCUUCAGUUGCUGGAGACUAUUAUAUUCGUAUUGAGGAGCCAGUGAACAGCAGCCUUCCUCAACAUGACAUUUCACCAAAUGGGGGGCUAUCUGUAAAAGAUAAGGGGGGUUGUGAAAGAAACGGUUCCUUUGGAAAUAGCCCUUCUAUUUCAUUGUCCAUGGAGCCUCUCCUGGGACAAGCCAUGUGUUCUGCUGCAGGUGAUCAGGAACCAGCCAGUGAGCACAGUGAACAGAACUACGAACCUUUUGGAGAAGCUGGGUCACAAGAGAAGCUUCAUGUUGACCCAUUGGAGGCAGAGAGUUGUGAAGCUGGUGGAUUCAUUGACCCUCUUGGGGCUUCACCAUGUCUGAGCCAACUGUGCCAGGCUCGUUUGGACACUGCAAAGUUGGCACUUGUAGACAGAUCAGAAACUGAAGAGAAACGGCAGAAAGAAUGCAGCUCAAAUCUAGAUUCUAUCACAGUACAAAACGAAGAAGUAAGCCCACAUACUGAUAUUCAGGGAGAACUGUUUGGGAUGACUUCUCGGCUCACUAACUUUUCCCCACACUGGGCGUCAAAUGCCUCGUCCAACAAUAACAUCUCCAGUGCACCACAAGGCCACAAUGCUGACACAUGGUGCAACCGCCGCACUGAGGAAUCCCAACUGGCAGACACUGAGCCAUAUGGUCCUGAAUCCUGGCAGAACAUGGAGUCUAGUGAUAUCGAAAAUGUCAGUCCUUCACUUGAAGAAACAAGUGACCAAUUAUCAAACGGUGAGGUGACUGAUUUUGGGCAGGAAUGCUCAGUAUGGCUGGACCGACAACAUGACACUGAAGCUUCUCCUUCUACAGCAGAAGCUGGGCAGAUUGAAUCUAGCACUUUCUGUGUAGAACACACAGAUGUUUCAUUGCUUUCUCCAAUGAAUGCAGUCAAAGACUUGAAUCAAGGCAUGGAUCCGCUUGGUGCUACUUUAUUAUGGCUCUGUGAGCCUCGUAUUUUGCCGGAACCUACACACACCAUUGACAUCUCAGAACAGGGAGUUUCGGUUCCCUUCCCUCAAGGAUUAUGUCCAAACAUUUCAUCAGAGGGGAUAAAUGAUCUGUGUAUUUCACCCAGCAAAGAAAGUGAAACCCCAGAUAAACCUCCUCUCACAGACUCCUAUCAUAUACAGAGUGACAGUGACGAUGAGGACACAAUGGAAGUGACUUCCGGAGUCUUCACUGACUUGUCCAAUGAGAGAGGUGACACAGUUCAAUCCUUUAGAUCUUUGCAGAAGCAGGUAGGGACCCCAGAUUCCUUGGAUUCCUUAGACAUGCCGUCAACUGCAAGCUCCUGUGAAGCCUUCAGCCUUGGAUCCUAUGCUCCAUGUGGGCAGCCCAAAGCUCUAGACAGUGGAUAUGACACUGAAAAUUACGAGUCCCCAGAAUUUGUGCAAAAGGAACCGCAGGACAGCAGGGAUACCGAGCCUUAUUAUCAACUAAGUCAAUCCCAAGAACAUGGUUUGGGUCCUGGAGAAAUGUCAAUUUCACGGUCAGUAAGCAGUGAAUUACAAAGUCUGGAUGCCAAAAACCCUUACAGAGACUCGGCAUACUUCUCAGACUACGAGUCUUCUACAAAGGAUGAGGACGAGGAAGGAAAAGAUCAGGAAGUGGAAGAAGUACACAAAGAAUGUCCUGGUGAUCCAACAAGCGUUAACCUGGAGUUACAGCCUCUAGACUGCCAUUUAGCAGAAAGUUUUCCUUAUUCCAAAACUGAACUAAAAAGUGAUGUUACAGUCACCGAAAGCCAGUGUUCCCUGGGGACUUUGUCACCUCUACUACCAUCUCCUGUGCCAAAAGAUCAUUCACUUUUGCAGCCUGACUCUUUAGUUAGAGAGGAUUCUGUAGAUGAAGGCUUAGGCAUGGAAUCCCUCAAAGAAUCUUCUUUGGAUAAGGCACCCAGUCCCCAAUCAACGGUAGAGUCUGCCCCUCACAGUACCUUCACAUUGUCCCCUGUGCAGAUUUCCUUGACCAAAGGAUGUUCUGUCAAACAAGGGGCAUCAGGCAUUAUUACCCUCACCACUGGGCUACAAGAAGAAAAGGCGAUAUCUUUACACAGAGAAGCCCACGGAGCCACCCAUCUUUCAAAAUGCCUCUCUCCUCCACUUCCUCGAAAGGAGGGCCGGAUUGGUGAGUCUCCAACUAUAGAAGAUGAGGAUGAGGAUGAAGAAAGUGAUGACAGUGAUGAAUCAGAUGAAGAGCUUCGCUGCUAUAACAUCCAGGAACACAGUGAGGAGAGCGAGGAGGAACACGGGGCUGUGCCUAUAAUCAUCACUGAAAAUGGCAGCUCUGGGCACCUCCGCAGCCUUCUAAAGCUGCCCAACUUUGUGCCCCAGACCCACUGUCCAGAGGUCGAUCGGAAAAAGAAAGCAGUCUCUUUCUACGAUGACGUCACUGUCUACUUGUUUGAUCAGGUUAGUUCAUUAUUAAAGGUAGAUGACCAACGUAUGAUUGUAUCUCUGUAUGUUAAACUUUUAAACAAAUCUUCAUUUUUAGAUGCUUUUGCUUUUACAAGCAGUUAAACAAGAGAUUGAUAAUCAGUGUAACUUCCCAGGAAUACUAGGAAUACUAUGUAACUUAUCUAUAAAAAAUAGAAUUAAAUUUAGAAAUUCUCAUCCUACAUCUGGGCACCUCCAUCUUAGCUCCCUGGAGUCAAUCAUUGUUAGAAGCUCCACCAUUUGUACCUGUCAGUUAGCACAGAGAGAGCAGACACAAUGUUUCUUUUCCUCCUUCAAGAUCCCCAGAAAUCAGUAAGUCACAGGAGAAGGGAAGGAGAGGUCCCCAGAAAUCAGUAAGUCAGAGGAGGAGAGGUCCCCAAAAAUCAGUAAGUCCUGGGGAAGAGAGGUCCCCAGAAACCAGUAAGUCGUGGGGAAGAGAGGUUCCUAGAAACCAGUAAGUCAGAGGAGAAGGGGAGGAGAGGUCCCCAGAAAUCAGUAAGUCAGCGGGGAAGAGAUGUCCCCAGAAAUGCUCCAACAUGCUCGUUCAACAUGCUCAAAUAUCUGUCUGUCUAUCAACUUUUUAACUCUUACUGUGUUCUACGUUUGUGUUUAGGAGAGUCCGACCAGGGAACUGGCAGAACAGGAUUUCCCCAACACAACUCCAGAUAACGGGCCCAGCGCUGCACAGAGAGCGGGGGAGCAGAGCCCACACAAGGAAACAGUAGACCCCCACCUUUUAGAAGAGAGUAAGUUCAACCUGUACCUUACUAGUAUAAAUACACAAAAAUAAGUCCUGCACUUAAACUCCCACUACCCCUGGGUGGCAGUAUCCUACUAGCACUCUUAUAGCAAGUCAUUACAUUCCCAUGUCAAAGCGUGGCCUGGGAUCGCACAGGAAACAAGUAAAUGUUUUAUCUAAUUGUGUAGCUCGAGGCCUGGUCUGGGGUUAACACAGAGAGGUCUGUAAAGUAUGAUGGGAAGUGCCACAUUGCUCACUCCAUACGGUUUCCUUGUUUGCAGGUGGAACAUUACAAUGGGACUCUGACUUGCCCGUCACACCCGUGAAAACCGUAUUUGUCACCUCACUGUCGCCAGCUAUGCUGAGUUCCGAAGUGCACAGCCUCCCUGUCCCUGUUCCCCUCCAAAAACCAGCGCCAUCUGUGCAACUCUCCAGGUUUAGUGUGUCUCCAACCCCCCCGUCCCGCUUCUCCAUUACACAAGUGGCUGAUUCUGACGUGAGCUCUGUACAAGGUGAGGAAUAUUAUCUGAGUGCCAUAUACAAUGAACCGAGCCGAUAUUGCAGAAUUUCAUAGAAUAUCUUUGCUCAAGUUGUUUCAUUCUCUGUGCCAAUAUGUCUAUACAUAUAAUAUGGCUGUGUGUGUUAUUUUGUUGUGUGUGUGUGUAUAUAUAGAUAAUGCAUGUCUGUGUAUCUAUAUAAUGUGUGUGAGUGUGUAUAUAACGCGCGUGUGUAUCUCUAUAGUGUGUGUGUGUGUGUGUGUAUAUAUAUAUAUGUGUGUGUAUAUAGUGCGUGUGUUUGUGUAUAUAUAUUUAUAUAUAAUGUGUGUGUGUGUGUGUGUGUAUCUAUAUAAUGUGUGUUUGUGUAUAUAUAUGUAUAUAAUGCGUGUGUGUAUCUAUAUAAUGUGUGUGUGUGUGUGUAUAUAUAAAUAUAAUGCGUGUGCGUGUAUCUAUAUAAUUUGUGUGUGUGUGUAUAUAUUAAUAUAAUGCGUGUGUGUGUAUCUAUAUAAUUUGUGUGUGUGUGUGUGUAUAUAUAUUUGUGCUCGGAAUUUAAUACGUAAUGGAAUGUAGAAGGGGAAGCAAAGUUGGUUUAGGUGUGCCGAAACCAACAUACGAGUAGGCCUGUAAAAGAGGGCCCACAAAGGUGAAUUGUUAAUAUAGAUGGGUGUAGGUUGGUGGGGACAAACGGCUUGCAAGACAAAGGUAAGUAGGGGGGUAGGGUUUAUAUAGGAUCAUAACUCCACCCACAAAUUCAGGCCAAAUGGCCUUCCAACUUGUGCUCGGAAUUUAUCUAAUACGUAAUGGAAUGUAGAAGGGGAAGCAAAGUUGGUUGAGGUGUGCCGAAACCAAUGUACAUGUAGGCCUGUAAUAAAAAGAGGGCAAAAAGAGGAUUCAGAGUAAACACACUUUAUUGCAAGAUUUCUGAAAACUUGUCGAAGCUCCCUCUCUGGUCGAGGUAUAUAAGUAUUGUAAAUUGAGGAUUUGCAGUGUCCUAGUCUCUUAAUGAUGUGGACUGGGGUAUUAGAGCUUGAAGCUGAUGAUGCUGCGCCUAUACGAAAUGAGUGACCAGAGAAGGAAGCUGGGUUGUAGCCCAACCUUGAUAGUAGGGUUCUGACAUGAGAAAUGAAUUUAGCUGUGGUGAGUGGGUGCCCUUGGAGUAGUAAUAGUGGAGUUUCUGGUGAGUGCGUGUGGUGAGGCAACAGGAGUAUAUCCAGUAUAUUUACUGGACACCAAAGAUUCUCGGUAGGGAAGAGGGGAAUGAUAGUUGGAUAAGCAGUGUGAUUGGUUUUGGUAGAAGGUAAUGAAAGAAUGUAGUGGUCUUCUACUUUCUUUAGGUGAGAAAGUUUAAGGCAUAGAGCAGUAUCUCCUUGACGUUUGACUGUGAUACUGUAGAAAGACUAUGUAGACUAGGUCUGAGGAAACCGUAGAAAGCCAAAAAGAUGGGCGGAUUUAAUGACCAGAUUUGUAUUACGGUCAAAUGGGGAUUUGUCCAGUAGGUCGCUUAGAAGCCUAAAUAUGGGCCCAUCUAUCAGUAAUCUGGUAGUGCCAGGGGGAACUGUAACCUUAUAAAUACCCUUGAGAAUUUUCUUGAUAGGGUAGGAAGUUAAGAAAGGUGCGUGAUUAGGGAAGGUUGGGAGGACAUGGUGUUGUACCCCGGUAAGGUAGAGUUUAAUGGUAUUGUGUGAUAAUUUAAGGUGUAGGUGACAGAAGGAGGCAAAAGCCACCAUAGUUUUAAUGGAAACGUCUCCUUGUAAGUAAAACUCUGCAGUGAAUUUGUUAAAAAUAGUCAGUGCCCUAGCGUAAGUGAUAGUGGUGUUGGGUGAAAAAGCUUAAUCCAGGAUUAGCUCGUGGUACGGUGGUGGUAUCCUGGAUGGUAGAUGGUGGGCCUAAGGGGGUGCCUGGAAGAAGACCUGAAAUUGAGAGCGUGAAAGAGCGUCAGCAGCUGUGUUAUGGACACCAGGGAUAUGAAACAAUGUGAAUGUUUCUCUAAAGGCUGGCAAGGCAUCCGUCUCAGUGGGCCAGUAAUCCCUAACCAGUGGUUGCCAAAAUGGCUGCGAACCCUGUGUGUGCUGCUGUGUCUGUUUAAAUUGUGGGUGAGAGCUCUGAAAGUGGUGGAAUGAACAAAGAGACCCUGUACCAUUAGGCCUGGAAUCUACUCCACGUGUGUAAACCUGCCCUGGCCGGAUCGUCCUGAAUGAUUGGGCAGGAGUCGGGCUCCCCAUGGAGCGAAAGAAGUAGCUUAGAGACAAAAAGACCCACCCCGUGGAAUGAUAUGUAUCGCUAAGACAAGGGACCCCAGUGAGGACUAAAGUCCCUACCCUGCACACGCAACACUCUGUAGGAACAGGACAACUUCGUCCCUAAUGUGAGUCAGUUUCUCUGGUGGUAGGCUGGCUUGAAAAGUUGUGGUGUCUAAGACUAUGCCCAAGAAAACGAGCUUGGUAGAGGGACCAAGCAUUUGCUUGGUGACAGAGGGACCCUGAGUGUAAUGAAAAGGGAUGUGAAGCUGUGACUACUGCUGGGUGUAUGUGAGCCUGGUACAAGCAACAAAAACCGUCCAGAUAGUGGUUAACUGACGGACACCUGAUUAUGUUUAGGAGCAGCCCGCAGAUGGUUUCUGUGAUGAUGUCAAAUAACUUUGGGCUGCUCCUAGACCUGAACGUGAGCCGGGUAGAGAAAAAAUACUUAUCCCUCCAUUUAACACCGUACAAGUGCCGUAGUGAAGGGUGAAUGGAUAGCAGUUUAAAGGCGCUGGUUAUACCUGUCUUGCUUAACCAUGCCUUACUACCUGCUGAGAUAGUAGCUUGCAUGGCGUCGUCAAUUUUGGCAUAUUACCAGGGCCGGAUUAACAUAGGGGCUGAUGGAGCUGCAGCUCCAGGCCCAGGCCCAUGGAAUAGGCCCAUUGAUUUAAAAAAAAAAAAAAAAUUAAAAAAAAUUUUUUUUUUUUUCACACUACUCUUAGGGAUUCCAUCUGGCUUUUAUUUUAUUGGCACAGCCAGUAUUUGGGGCUGCCUGGCGGUGCCAAUAUUGCAGUUAUACUGGCAAUACAAAUGCUGGUAUUUUUUAUCAGUAUAAACAAGAGAUUACUCUGCAAUACCAGCACUGGCCAGUAGGGGUCGCUGUGUGUGGAGACAGGCAGGGAUAGGAAGUUCCAGCAUAUCUCUCCCUGCCUAUCUAUACUCACUGCUCUGCAGGGGUGCAGCUACAGAGAGUCCAGACAGCAACUCCCACCCUGCAGAGACAGCCUACAGCUCAGGGAAGUAAGGGAUGGGGGAAAGGCUGCAAGGAGACAUAUACUGAGACACUAAGGGACACUGGGAGACAAUAUGGCAGACACUGAGACACUAAGGGACACUGGGAGACAUUAUGGCAGACACUGAGACACUAAGGGACACUGGGAGACAUUAUGGCAGACACUGAGACACUAAGGGACACUGGGAGACAAUAUGGCAGACACUGACACACUAAGGGACACUGGGAGACAUUAUGGCAGACACUAAGGGACACUGGGAGACAUGGGUCACUGAGACACUGAUACAUAGGAACACAGACCUGGAGUAAUCGACACAUGGGGGCACUGAGUCAUGAGGGCACUGGGAGACAUGGGGGCACUGGGAGGAAUCCAUCUAUACAGCAGAAUCAAACUAAGUAGUUUUUUGGUGAUUUUACAGCAUUUUCUCUUAUAUCACUCCUUGUGAUUUACAUCAUGUGAUGUCAUCCAUACAUAUUUAAUUAUGCAAAUUAGUAAGGCCGGUAUGUUUUUCCAAGAAAGGUGGCAACUCUAACUACUUUUCACAUACUCUUACUUAAGUAUGGAAACUUAAGUGGGAUGUAUGGGAACAAAACUUGUGUGGACUGGCUGACAAUGAAUAUAGUUAAAGGGACACUAUAGUCACCAGAAAACUACAGCUUAUUGAAUUUGUUCUGGUGAGUAGAAUCAUUACCGUCAGGCUUUUUGCUGUAAACACUGUCUUUUCAGAGAAAAUGCAGUCUUUACAUUACAUCCUAGUGAUAACUUCACUGGCCACUCCUUAGAUGACUGUUAGAGAUCCUUCCUGGGUCAUGGCUGCCUAAAAUGCAUCCAAACAUUCAGUGUCUCCUCCCUCUGCAUGCAGACACUGAACUUUCCUCAUAGAGAUUCAUUAAUGAAAUUCAUCUAUAUAAGGAGAUGCUGAUUGGCCAGGGCUGUGUUUGAAUCAUACUGGCUCUGACCCUGAUCUGCCUCUUUGUCAGUCUCAGCCAAUCCUAUGGGGAAGCACUGUGAUUGGAUCAGGCCACCACUUCUAAUGAUGUCAGCAGACUGCUUGUUUUUAUGAGUCUAACAGCAUGCAGAGUUACAGCUUCAGGCUUGAAUAUAGAUUUUGCUAUAUUUAUGGAGGCAUGAGGGGUCCAGGGGGGGCUAGAUGGUGGUGUUAAUACUAUAGGGUCAUGAAUUCAUGUUUGUGUUCCUGACCCUAUAGUGAUCCUUUAAGGUAAUGCUGACUUUGGUCUCUCUAACACUGUGGCAUGUUCCCUUUCUUCUACACUCACUACAUUUGGCUUUACUCUGUCCCAGACCAUAUACCAGGAUCUUCUGCCUGCUAGUAAGAAGGUAAGGAGACAAGUGGACCAGCGAGUGCUAGGGGACAGUCCUUAGAAAGCGUUGAGUGAGCGCAUCAUUAGAUGCAUUUAUGCCAAGCUCAGGGUGUUGUCUGCAUAGUAUGCCCUUAGUUGGCCAGCUGCAUGAUUGGCAGGCAGCCUGACAUGCAUUCAUGUCAGGCUGGCCUUCUAAUUCUUUGAGCAGAAAUGUCCUCUUUUUGGGCAUGUUUGCCCGUUUUGGCAGGUUACGUGAUUUGUGUCAGUGGCAAACCCUUUUAUCGUGCCCAUUGACUUCCUGCUUGAUUGGACGUUGCUGUUAGGGGUUAUGGAUUUACUUGAAAGUUGAAAACAUAAAUUAGAGAGAGAUUAGCCUAGGGUAUGUGUUUUCUUAUAGCUGCUGUUUUCUUUCUCUCCAGCACCAUCUCCAUCAGAUACAUGAUGCUUAUGAGUGUUUUACUGUUUUUGGUCGAUAUGAUUCUGUAAUCAGGCCCGUCAGAAUUGUCAGCACCAGGCCCACUGGGCUCUUAAUCUGGCCCUGCAUAUUACAGUGAGAACUCCUCAGCGGGUAUGAGAGAGUUGAUGCUGGGAAUGGAGGAAGAAAUGAGGUGCAGUGAGGUUAAUAAACAAACGUUUUUUAUUGGAGUAUUUGUAUAAGAUGAGCAAGAGCUGAACAUGAUACGAGCCUUGAUUGUGGACAGAAGGUGGUCCACCAUAAGCGAGUCAUAGGAUGCAGAUAAUAGGAUUUAGGGCAUUCAAGUAUACCUGUGGGGAUGGCAAUAAGGCACGUGUGAAAACCCCUGUGAGAAACCGGUCAUCAGAAAAACUACCAAAUGCCUAACUGGGUGUGAAUACAGAUAGAAAUCCAGGAUGUCAAUGUAAACCCUGGUUACUCAUGUCUUAGUGACAGUCGAGCCAGGCACAUGGUCUUGGUGUGAGCUCUGAAGCAAAUGGAGCAGAUGUGCAACAACCCGCAUGCACUGUAACUGCAUGCCCCCGCAUUAAAGUUAUUGCACACCUGCGCCUUGCCCAGGAAUGAAAUGGGUCUGCCCAGCUUGUCUCUCUGCCUGCCUUCCUGGCUUGUGUGUGGGGUGAAGGAGUGGUGAGAAGUGGAGGUGGAAGUGGAAGGGUCUGCAUCGCAAGGGCACAAGUCGGUGUAGUAAGAAGUGGAACUACAGGAGGCACAGGACAGGGGCCUCAAACCGGCAAAGUGACGGCAAAACAGUUCUGGCACCAGUCGAUUUUUAUGUUGAACUGUGCCAGAUGAGUAGCUGCCUCGGCCGACACUGAUUUGUUAUAGUCAUAAAAUGAGGACCCUCCGUACUUGAUGCCUAAGUCAACCACCUUGUGCAUGUAUAAAUCAAGCUCUUCCGUCCUAUGUGGGUACACCGUGCAGAUAACAACACGAUAAAUGCCAAAGGCGAUGACAAACUGGGGAAUGGAAAGUUUCUUAUUAAGUUGUGGAUCUCUGGCUUUUAAGACUACUGAUAUGUCACCGUAAUUACAAGCUCUGUUCUCUAGGAUGUCUUGGAAGGCUAUGAGUAGAGACACUAGAUUAACAUCCUUUCCAUCAAGAAUUUCCUUCUUUAUGGAAGCUGGAACAGAGUGGGCCGGUGAGACGUAUAGGGCAGUGAUAGUGGCUGGUGGGGGAGGGAAAUGAGGGGUAUGCCAGUCUGUACAGCAGAGACCACCAAGGGAGGGCCUGUCAAGUCACCUGGUGUGGCUAUGGCCGAUUCCACUUUCAGCAGCCUGUUGUUGAUCGUUUGGAGGUUGUCCAAAAUAGCAGCCAGGGUCUUCUGAGUGGGAUCUGAGUUGUUAACUGGUGGCCCUUGUGAACUAGUGCCAUUCCUCGGGUCAUUGGCCUGUGCCGUCAGGAGCCUGUAUAGUUCUGCCUUUCUAGCCUUGGCUGGAAAGGGGAUACCCCUGAGUCUGAGCUCUGCUGAAAUUUUAGGAAUGGUCCAAUAUCUCAGGGAUCUGGUGGUAGAAAGGGUGAGGGAUUCCUCUGGAGACCCAGGCCUGACUGCCGUGCUGGGUAUUUCGUCCAACGGCAGAUCGAUGAUUGGGAUAGAUUCUUGUGACAUUCUGAAACAGGAAUAAUGAAUUUGGAUAAGUAGGGUAUCAUGGAGGUAGGGAUGAGACCUUCGGAGAACUGGCCUGCUAACUAGUGGCGAUGUGAAGAAUUUACCUAGAAUCAAGUGACAGGUGGCGGUGAGAGCCUCUACCUAUGGUUUGGGCCGAGGUAAUUCGUGGCCACUUGAACGUGGUGGCAGGAUGUUGGCCUCUCGGUGACCGUAAGAGAUUCAAAAUGUGUGGCCGUGACAUGGGAAGCCCUAAAGAAGGGCGAACGAGGUGGCUAACUAGGAUUUGGUCGUGGGGCUGAACCUCCGUGUUGAGGUGGGGAGUAGACCUCACGGGACCAGUGUAUUUACUUAGGAUAGCUAAGGCCAGUGCCUAACCUAAAUGCCUGAUGGGGCUUGUCUCUUUGAAUGGUGUACUUGACCGUAUGUAGAUACUAACCUUGAGUAUUUGUCCUAUUCCUUUGGACAAGGCACAGGAAGACUUCAAUAUAUCUUCUUGCUUCUUAAGGGAACAGGUCCGGUCAAGGUAUCCUAAGGGUAAGAUAGACGCUAGUGGGCCUGAGGCGUGCCACUGGUAUGCCUGGUGUAAAAAUGUUGAACGUAUGGAUAGGUGUGUAUCAAUGACACUGUAACGUAAGAACCUGUGUAAGCUGAGGGACCUGAACGUUGGUCCGAAAUUAGAGACAAGCCCCUGGGUUCCCACAAUUGUGAAAUUUAAAUGAUACGAAGGCGAAGUGAGGCCUUAGUGAGUAAGAUUAACAAUACCUGGUACUGAAAUGCAGGAUACCAGGUAGGCUGUUGGUGGUUGAUGGCGUAGAACUUGGCAAAACUGCGGUAAUGACGCAGGUCUAAGUAAUGAUAUAUAGAAAUGAGAGACAAACAAUGCAUCGUUAAAAUUAGUAGUAGCAAAGUGGUGUAAGGUUUAGGUGAUUGUUGUUGAAAUCGUAGUGAAGAAUCUUAGCCCUGGCCCGUUUAGAACCCACGUUGGGGGGGUGGGGAGGCUGAAUGAGGCUGUGGAGGCUGAAUGAGGCCUCAAGGGGAAGACAAAGCAACUGGUAAAUCUUCUUACCUGAUACAGUAAUACAGGAUACUGGGAUACCACUUCCUGGAGACUGUUUGAAGGAAAUGUAGUAGAGCCUAAAAACAUACGAAUCCUAAGUAUAAGGAACCAGUAUAUAAGGUUUUAGGAAAAAAUUGAUUUUUGCAAUCGUGCUUAUGGUCUGUAAUGAGCCUGGUGAAAAGGAACCGUUAGAGCUUAACCUAUGACAUGUAUGUAUAUAUGUAUAUAAUAUGUGUGUGUAUAUAUGUUGAAAGUCCAUUUGGCCUGAAUUUGUGGGAGGAGUUAUGACCCUUUAUAAACCCUACCCCCCUACUUUCCUUUGCCGUUCAAGCUGUUUUGACCCCGCCCACCUACACCCUCCUUUACACAUUUCUCUUUGUGGGCCCUCUUUUUACAGGCCUACUCGUAUGUUGGUUUCGGGACAACCUCAACCAACUUUGCUCCUCCUCUACAUUCCAUUAACAUAAUAGAGAUUCCGAGCACAAAUAUAUAUAUAUAUAUAUGUAUAUAAUGCGUUUGUAUAUCUAUAUAAUGUAUGUGUAUGUAUAUAAUGCGUGUGUAUGUGUGUGUAUAUAUAUAUAGUGUGUGUGUGUGUGUAUAUCUAUAUAAUGUAAGUGUAUGUAUAUAAUGUGUGUGUGUGUGUGUGUGUGUAUAUAUAUAUAUAAUGCGUGUCUGUAUGUGUGUGUAUAUAUAUGUAUAUAAUGUGUGUGUGUGUGUGUGUGUGUGUGUGUGUGUGUGUGUAUAUAUAUAUAGGUGAACGCUUGGCACUCACCUCCAAAAAAAUAUACAUUUUUAACUCACAUGCCUGGGUGCAAAUUGUUGGCGUCAAAUAUAUAAACAAAAAUAAAAAUCAAAAUGCACUCACAGGUCUUCUGGUUAAUAGGAAAACUGGUGCUUUAAUAAAUCAUCAGUGAUGUACAAAAAAAUCAAUCGACGUUUCGACCCUGCCGGGUCUUUUUCAAGAUCUUGAAAAAGACCCGGCAGGGUCGAAACGUCGAUUGAUUUUUUUUGUACAUCACUGAUGAUUUAUUAAAGCACCAGUUUUCCUAUUAACCAGAAGACCUGUGAGUGCAUUUUGAUUUUUAUUUAUAUAUAUAUAUAUUGCGUGUGUGUGUAUGUUAAUAGCCAACUCUCUGUUUACCCUUUGCCUCUGCCAUCUUUAGUCUUCUUUGGUCAGAAGCUUCAUGUAUUUUUUUAAGAUGCCAGGAUUUCGGAAUCGGUACCAGCAAAGUUUUAUUCUGUUCUGGUCAGAAAGGCUUUACCCCUUCACUUUGCAGGAAAACCCCCCUAGAAUCCGAGUAUUUUGUGUGUCCUGGAAAUUAAUGUGUAAAUGUAUUUUUCGUUUCAGUAUGCCUAGAUAGCACAUUAAUUAAUAAAAACCAAAAACAAAGAUUUUGUCUAGACAGAAAAACUUUAAAAAAAUAAUUUGCCAAUUAAUGAGUUAACAGGAAAGCAGAGUGGUAAAUAAAUAAUAUUUCUCAGUAUGUAACAAAGACUUUAUUCCUCACAAAUGCUAUAAUCCUCUCACUAUACAUUGUCUAACUGCACUCAGGUCUUAGUUGUGUGUGUGUAUGUAUAAAUAUCCCUAUGUAUAUUGUAAAUAUUGCCACAUUACCAUGACAUUACCCAUAUCAUAUCACCCUCAUAUUGCAGCCAUGUUGCCACUUUGGAUUCACACAUAGCUAUGCAUGCAUAUAUAAUCUUUGAUACAUGCACAUAUAUACCCUCGAUACAGACAUGAACGUACAUACACAAACACAUGAUGUACAGAGACACACUGACAGAUACAGUCACAGUCACAGUGUGUAUUUGUACCUGUGUGUGCAUGUCUUGCAUUGUGUAGUGUGUAUGUGCAUGGUAGUGAGUAUCCUUGUGCAUCUGUAUCUGUAUCCAUGACUGUUCCUGCAAUGCAUAUCUGUGUCUGGGAGCACAUGUAUCUCUGUGUGUGGAGGGAGCUGCUUGCAGUGUGUUAUAUGUAUAAGGGGAGGCUUCCUGUAAUCUUGCUGUGUGCGUUGUGUUUACAAUGGUGCUGUGUGUGUUUGAGUAUGAAGGUUACUUUCUGUGGGGUUGUGCCUGUGGCAGGGUGGUUGUGACAGAGUGACUUUGGCAAUGUUACUGUGCGUGAGGGGUUAGUGUAGGGGUGACUGUGACAUGGUGACUGUGAGUAGUUAUUGUGAGGGGGUCAUAUGACAGAGUGAGUGUGUGUUGGAGGAUGAUAUUACAAGGUGUGUGGUGGAGGUGGUGACUAUGGCAGGGUGACUGAGUUUGUGUGUGAGAAGGGGUCAUAUGACAGGGUAAAUGUGCAUGUGAGGGACUGGGCUUAUGUUUACAGGGCGAGUGUGUGGGUGAUUGUAACAAGGUUACUGUGUGUGGGGGGGGUGAUGUGACAGGGUGAGUGUGUGCGGGGAAGGAGGUGAUAUAACAGGUGAGUGUGUGGGAGAUGGGCUGAUGUUACAGGGAGAGUGUGUGGGGGAGGGGCUGAAUGACAGGGUGAGUGUGUGCGGGGAAGGAGGUGAUGUGUCAGGUGAGUGUGUUGGAGGGAGUGAUGUGACAGGGUGAGUGUGUGGGUGGAGGGGCUGAAUGACAGGGUGAGUGUGUGCGGGGAAUGAGGUGAUGUUACAGGGAGAGUGUGUGGGGGGAAGGGGUGAUGUGACAGGUGAGUGUGUGGGAGGGAGUGAUGUGACAGGGUGAGUGUGUGGGGGGAGGGGCUGAAUGACAAGGUGAGGGUGUGCAGGGGGGGUGAUUGUAUGUGGGGAGGCUGUAAUUUCCUGUUCAGCCUCCCCACAUAUAGCUUACUUUUUUGCAGUGAGGUGGUCCAGCAGUUAUCCUGGUGAGCUGUCUGUGGAGCAGACACCUCGGAAGGUCCCCUUCUGGUCUCUGACCGGGUAGGAGCACUUCCAGAGGGCAGCCUGUACAGUGAGCAGCAUUGCGCUGUGCGAUCUCUAAAUCUCCCUGCCGGGAAUUUCAUUUGCAAUGGUUGUAAUCAUAUAUACACCAGGGUCGCAUAAAAGGGCUUAAAGAUGGUUGUCUGCACAGAAAAUGGGCGCACAUUAUAUCCAGUGAUCAGAGGUAUAUACAAAAUAAUACACACAGAGGCUUUAUAACACGUAAUCGUUUAAUAAUAAAACGUUUACGUUGCUAGCUCAGUUUAUUGUAUCUUGAAACAUUCCAUUUAAACCCUUUCUUAAAUCACACUGGAGUUUCUUCACUAAGCAACUCAUUUUACCAUUUUUAAAUAAUGAGUUAUGGCUGCGCCGCCUUACAGUCACCGGAACCCAUUCAGCACAAGCUGUUAAAAAAGAAAAUAGGGAGGAGGGGGUCGAGGCCUGAUAGCCAAGAUGGCCAGAUGUGUCUUGUGAGAGCUCUGGUGCUGAUGAGCAAAUUUUCAGCACUUACUGCCUAAAAGCGUAAUAUUUCCAGGCUUGUAAGACGGUGGUCUGCUCCCGAAACAAGUGGGAGCUUGCAGAUCUACAAAAGUCUGUUGAGCGAUACGAAUAUCAGAGCAUGAAGCCUGGUGUAGCUUGCGGCCUAGUGUCCGGGGGAGACGCUCCCCUGACAUGGGGCCUGAUCUAAACAGCAGCUCACCUAAAGCCCUGCAUCCCCCCUGUGGAUCGGUGGGGGAUAUCCCGGUCCACGCUGGGGAAACAUACUUACCUACAGCAGAGAUCUCCCCUCGCAAGCCACAGACCGCAUGGCGACUAAGAUGGCGUCCAUGCCACAGACUCCACAGCACCAAGAGGGCUCAGAGAUUUAGCGGUGGAAGGAUCGCUACAACGCACAAUUUGACCGGAUCUUCCAGGCAUUUUGGAGGCGUAUACACAGCAGACCCCCCAUUCAAUCUCCACCUGCAGAGGUGGUGGGUAUGCCUGCACCCUCUUCCAGCUCUGGACAGGGACCCCAUCCGAAGAUGUGCUCAACUCGACACCCACGCUUCUGGGCAAAGAUCCAGGAUGGGCGACUUACCUCCAAAUUAUGUGGCUUCCAGGGAUAUUCUGCAAGCAGUCAUCGCCUGCUCACCACUCUCGGCAUCCGCUCAGGGUGACACAGAACAAAAGAGAAGGCGUGACCUCCUGACACGGCACAAUAGCAUACUCUGGAUCCUUACCAUUUCUUGGAAUUGGCUAAGAAGCAGGCAAAUUGUACAUAGUGCCAUGUCGUCUGGUUAUAGAAUCCCCUCUGCUUCCUGCCUUAUGCAAUUACAUCUUUUUUGUACACUUUAUAGAGAGCUACACAGGACUAUCAUACCUACCCAACGGUAACUAGUUGCAGUUAUUUCUCAUAGCUCUGCUCUAAGAUUCUUACAGUCAGUUUUCUUAUUUUUACCUAGCGUAGCAUGUUGCCAGGCUACUAGUUGGAAACAUGCGGUUGAUCUUUUUUUUAUUAACCGCAUGUGAUGUCAGUUACUACGACAGGUGUGCUCAGCUCGGGUGCUAUGACAGGUGUGCUCAGCUCAGGUACUACGACAGGUGUAAGCAGCUCAGUAUAUUACUGCUGUGUCCUAGCCUGACCUUGGCCCCAUCUUUGACUAAAAUAUGAUUCCAAUCUGUGAGCCAAGCUAAUGUUUCCCUUUGUUAUGUAUGAUCUCUCUUACUCACACACGCAUGGUCUAGUAGCUGACAUGUUCGUUUAUCCGAUGAUUAUCCUACAAUAUUUAUUAAAAUGUGCAAUGUUAUUAGAGUCCAUACAAGUAUCCCUAACUGUUGAUUACUCAGCUGGCAAUAGCUGUUGUGGCAUUGCUUGUCUCUUUGUAUUUUACAUGCACGACAAAAUAAAGAAUUUUUAAAAUAAAUAAAUAAAAAUAAAAAAAUAGAAGAGUACAAAUACCCUGUCUGAAAAAUGAAAAACGACAGAAAUAUCCAUUAAUUUAUUAAACACGAGUAGCCCUGUAGAUCACAUUUCCACUUUAAAAAAAGGAGAUCCAUUGAAUAUUCACAUUUUGAUGAUAUCUUUGUGAUUUCUUUUUAGGGAGCACCAAUUCUGGGGGACGGGUGUGAGAUUUCAGUUUGGGGCUCACAUUAGAUGCCUGAAGCUCAGGACCGAACAACGCAUGCUGAGGAGUGGGGAUUCCAAGGAAGAGGUUUAAUUCAUGUUUGCUGCUGUCCACAAACUCUGUCCGUGACCCAACCACUGCUACAUGCUCAGCCGUUUUGUAUGCAUUGCGUGUGACUGCCAGUUUGUUCAGGGCAUUCUUACAUUUUUAUUUUAUUUUUGGAAAUUGUCUGGGAGUGCACACCUGUUUUUUUGGUUUGUGCUCCAGAAAGCAUGGGACCUGUGUAUCUGUAGAACGAGUUACGUGUGUGUGCGUGCACAUAUCUAUAUAUGCCUACACAAUGCUGUAUGUGGAUGCGGGUGAAUGUGGUUUGUAUGUGUCUCACGUAUCUUCUUUCAGACAGAGUCCUUUGCAGGGAAACAAAGUUUUUCUUUGGAUUUUAUUGGUGUCUGUGCAGCUAAUAGACUGUCUGCAAAUCGUCAUUAUUAUGGUUCUCCUCCAGUUUGGUCUAUGUCUGGAUGCCGUUCGGCCUGGAACCCCCUCGGUGUCACUGAAUCUGCUUUGUGACUGUGACACUGUGACGGUGUGUCCAUAACCGACAGUUCAUGGGCUUGGCUUCAAAAAUGUGUCUAACCUCCUGUGCGCUUGUCGUUAACUCUUAUACCCGGAGCGAGUGACACACGUAGUUUGGAAAAUUCUGGUCGAACAAACCUUUCUACUGUCAUUAACUUUGAAAAGCACUGAUAUAUCCAUAUAUUGUAAUGACUGGAGUUAAUGUUGAAUCUGAACGGAUUUAUGCUGUAAUAACCCUAUUUAUUCCAUCUUCUGACUACUAGUCCUCACUCUGUAUAUAACCGAUAGACCACCUUCUCCUGUCUUAUCACGCUCAGUUGAAGUGAAAACUAAGGACUAGUGGCUUGGUAUAUCGCAGCCACGUGCUGUAUCGCUCCAUGUACAGUGUAGCUCUGGACGCCGCUAUUCAUGGUCCAUUUACCUGUGCUCACGUUUUAAAACUGACUGCGCCUUCGGGGCCAUUUAAUAUAUGUAUCAGGAUCUUGCAUUCUCCAUAGUACAUAAUGGCAUAUUGCAAUGUAUGUCUAUAUAGGUUACAUAGAUGGAUGUGUGAGAAUAUUUAUUUUUUUGUAAACAGAUUAUAAAAGAACGAUUUAUCUUUCCAAGUCCUGGGGUUUGUGGGUGUUCAGAGCUGCGGAGAAGCAGUAUGACCCAGUGUAUAUACUGUAAUCGAAGGCGUAAAGCUAACUGUACAAAGGAUUUAUUUUUACAAUGACCUUCAUAUCACCAGGACUGUUUUACACAUCUACAAACAUAGUUAUCUUUGCAUUGCACCAACAUCACUCUAUCUCUUUAAACAUCUCACAAACUAUCAUAGUAAAGGUGCGGUUCGUGCUGUGGUGUUGUCCUUGUCACACCGGAAUUUCAUCAACGUAAACAUUUCUCCAAGACAGAUCUUCUUCUCACAUUAACGCGUAGCCUUUGACAUGAUUGCCAGCGAUUGCACUUUAUCACCAAACCUCCACACAGAAUACCCAGGGAUCAACUUAAUUUCUGCUCUCCUUUCCAUUUAUGUUCCAUAAGUCUGGACGAUCCAUCUUCAACAGGGAUGGCCAAAACGUAGGUCCCCAGCUUUUACAAUUGCAACAUCUAUGAUAUUGUGGCAGCCUUGAAGCUGGUAAAGCAUUGCGGCGGUUGCAGUUGUAAAGCAGAUGUCUAUCUCAUAGGAUAGUUCUCCUCUGUCUAACACCUGCUAAAUUGCUUGUGCAUGUUGGUAAUCUUGCCCACCGUGGCUGCUGUAACAUUAAUGUGCUCUCACUAUUACAGUUUUUUGCAGUACAUUUAAAGUAUUGCAGCGUGAGAGAUUGUCUAUGGUCCAUUGAAUGUUUCGACAGAAUGGGAACUUAACAUCUCAAUACAUUAUAGGUGGCUAUCAUUUGAUUGACAACCUGUCCAGCCCCUGUCUUACUUUGGCAAGAGGUGUCACAUCUAUGUCACCACUACAAAGCCUAGAUAUAUAGUCUAUAUAUAUGAUUGGUGGUAAUAUCCCUCGAUAUUUAACUUCUGCUAUAAACAAAUCUUGGAGGAUAAAUCCAAUAAAUAUAUAAAACCAAAACUAUGGAGUGUAUUCAGGAAUUUAUUUUUCCUACGUCGGUCUCGGCCCAGAAGCCUUGCCUCCUGUAAUAAAUGUUAGUUGCGUUAUUCAGGAGGGCAAUGCUUGGCACACAAAGCCAUUUUGUUGAGCAACUUUAUGUUGACUCAUUCCUAAAUAGGAUUAAACACAUUUCUGUAUAGGAUGGAGGUCCUGCCAUGAAGGAGCUUGCAGUGGAUCACACUACAAUUAUAAAAUAAUAAUAAUUGUAUGUGCUCUUAAAGCAGAUCUGUCAUGUUUCAAUAUUUUAUAAGGAUAUAUUCUUUAUGAAAUACUCAUUGAUUGUGUUGGAAUUUCAGUAAAAUUUCAACUCAAUCCAAAUAUGUCUGAACAUAAAGUAGGGACUACUUUGUCUUAUGGAAAAGUCUGAGUUUGACAAAAGGCGGAGCCCUGAAGUCAAUUUUGAAGAGACUAGCAAGACGAAGAUGGCGGCGGUCGUGGGGGACAGUUUGAGGUAAGUAAAACUUACAUUCUCCUGCACCCCACACAGGAUCUGUCACUUUCGGGGUCUUUGCAAGAUAUGCUAGGACCCCAAAAACUGACACAUGCGGUUAAUGAUUUUAGUUUACUGGGUCCCCAUUUCUCCAUUAAAAAUCGCGAGCCUCCUUGUUGUAGUCAGAUUCCCUCCUGUGACAUUAUCAAUACUGAUUACUUGUAUCCUGUUAGAUGGUUCUCACUAGGACACAUGGCGCAUGCUGCGGUUGAAACCAGUGCUUCUCUAUAAUAAGUAUUAUGAACGAGUAAGGCAGGAAACUCAAGGGGGCCGUCAAGGGGGUGCAACUAACGGCAAUUGAAAAAGUGGAUUUCUCUUGAAAUUGGCAGCUUUAUAGGACUGGAAUGUCCCUUUAGUGGUAGGUUUAAUUAGGUGUGUCCAACUUAAUUAGAUACGAGGGGAUGGCAGAUGAUAUACAUUGAGAUCCCUCCACUCUUAUGAUCGACCCCGUGAGGUUAGGAAAUGCGGUCUGGAUACACAGUAUUCCAAAUAGUCUUUCUCUCAGCAAUAUGCCUUUACUAAAGGUGACGCCGACAUGGAUUGGAUCCUAGGGGAGAGAGAGCUGAUUUCCUGCUAUCCCUUCACUAACUCGGACACUGGUUAAAUAGAAUUUCCUAGUGGGCCGAGUAACUGGAGCAAUCUGCCCAUCACUGCCAGCCACUUCUCACUUGCUUUGCCAGUGAAUACGUGUAAUACCUGGCACCAAAUAACCCAGAGAUUGGAGAGCGUUUGGAAAGCCUUAGUACCUACCUGUCAGACUACUUUUUCUCAACCCCUACAAACCUGUCCUUCCUUCUGUACAUUGACCACUUCCCCCAUCAUAGAUCAGCUGUUACAGUCACUGAGCGGUUUGUUUUAAUACACAAAUUAUUUAUGCAGACAAACCUCUCCUCCAUCAUCCACAUACAGACAUCAUCUCCCAGCUGCUCCGAUACAUAAAUUGAAAUAAACGGCAGGCGGUGAUCACAUCUGAGUGCGAUGUGUAAUGGCGUAGUGGGAAGGGCAAAAGUGUUUACACAUUAAAACAAAGUCAUGCAGGAUUAUUUACUGAAGUGUGAACAGUCUGAAAGUAAAAACAAAAUUACAAUUUUAGGCCGAAAUAUCCGAGGUAGAAAUAAUCUGCAGUCCAGCUGUGUUUUCAUUUUGGCUUUUUUGGCCUGAUAAUCUGUGCUGGUGAUUAAGAUGUGGAUGUUCCCCUGGGAGGCGGAAUGAAACAUUUUCUAUAUGGGCAGCUGUCAUAGCUUAGCUCAAGGUGCCGGGUGCCUUACAAUCUGGGGAGGGGGUUGCUUAUUUGAAGUUAUAUUGUCUUGUUGACACCGAUGGGAGUUGUAGUCCAGCGUGCUUCACACAAGGCGUCACUUGGCAAUAUGAAGACGAGUUUUAAAAUGUUGGGCAAAAUUGAAAAAAAAUAAACAAGUCCCUGCUUUGCACUAGUGAAUUCACUGCUUAUUGAAUUGCCCCCACGGUGUAAUUUGUUGAAGAAUUUGAUGUUACAGUUCAUAGAGGAACAAGUUGGAGCAUGGAUCGUAGCUGGAGAGGCCGCACAUUCCCAGCAUCCUCAGCUUCACUUCGCUCAGUGCACUCUGAACACUGUACACAGUAUGUGCUAUUUUUGUACAAUUCAUCUUGGGUAACUCAAUGAAGAGAAAAUGACAAACGUAUGUUAUUGUUGCCAAAGAGAUGUAAAGCGGCAUUAGGGGUUUAUUGGUUUUAGACUAAUCUUUAUUUUUUUCCCUUGUUUUUAUUUUAAUGUUUAUUUAGAGAAGUAGGGUACAUGUGCAAUGAGCGUUCAAUAAAAUGCAACAGAAUGGUUUUUUUGACAUGUGACUUCCUGGUUUUCUUGUUUGGCUCUGUGGAAUGAGUGGGUAACGCUGCCUCCCUAGACGUUUGCCAAAUUUCCUGUGAUUCUGUGCUAUGGCAAGGCUAGCCGUCACUGCGUUAGGAAACAUACAGACGGCGGAGUAUCUGCUGCCAGCACUGUGGCAGAGGUCAAGGUGCAGGUAGGUAGGUACUGCAGUGACUCCAACACAAUUUAACUUCAGUGUGUGAUGAGAAACAAAUUUGGGUAGUCUUCAUAUCUGCUCCCCAACAAAGAGUUUAAAGGGACACAAAGUACCAUAACCUCAACAGUUUUUGGCAAAGCAUUGAGCAGUUUGGCAAAAACAGGAGCUCUUCUGGCACACGAUGUCCGCCCUCCUACUGCUGCUGGCAUGACAGGGAGAUAGACUUUACGUUCUCUGUACAAAAAAAAUUGUAUUGUAAUGAAUUAUUAACCUGGCACAGCUCAUAUAAAGUUCUGCAUAAUCCUGGGAGAAGAAGAAUGUUGAUGGCUUUGGGUACUGGGAGAGUCUGGCCCACAUCGAACUGCGCAUGAGAUGCAGGACUAGCAGGGGUGUCCUGCAUUACACAAAUGGUGGGGAGUAGGAGGCACCAUUGGAUAGGAUCUCACUUCUAAAAGGGUCCUGGGAACAGCUCUGCAGGUGGAAAUCCUCUUCCAAACAGACACUCAGAGGCAAGUAUUUUUAUUUGUAUUAAAAAAAAAGGUAUUUGACUGAAAUCGCAUUUAACAAAAAAAAAAAGGAGGCAAAAAUGUCAAAGAACACUGCAGGGUGAAUUUAAAUAAUCAUUUAAUACCGCUCCCAGACAAAUGAAAAUGCUGCUUGAUUAGAAUAAUGUUGUAAAUUGUCUUGAUUUACUGAUUAUUUUUUUUAUAAUUUAAAGGAAAACUCCAAGAUCAAGAACUAUAGUUUGCUGUAGUGGUUAUGGUACAAGGUGUGCCCUGGUGUAGUGGUUAUGGUACAAGGUGUGCCCUGGUGUAGUGGUUAUGGUGGUACAUGUCGAUCGCUAGCUUCCCUCUGUUUAGGUCACACUAAACUGAAGCUUAACAGAAACAAGGCGCUCCUGAAAUAAUAGCCCACCCCCAAACAGCACUAUUAUCGAGUGUGGAUCUAAUCUGGGACAGGCUGGUUAACCCAGCAUUUUGUAAUGUGUUAACAUUGUGGAACGGGAUGGUUUCUCAGCAGCAGUUAGUUAGUUUGACAUAAAGCCAGGGGAUGCCAGACAACCUUAUACAUAGCAGAAUAACCGCUACAGCUGAUUGCAGUGGUUAUAGUGCUACAAGUGCCCCAUUAAUAAAACACAACUCACUAUUUACGCCCUGGCUGCAAGUUUGUUACCGCAGGUCCACAUCCCUGGGGGGGGUAGCAGGUAUCCCUCUCUUUAAAGGACCACUAUAGUGCCAGGAAACCAAACUCGUUUUCCUGGCACUAUAGGGUCUUUGUAUGCCCCCCCCCUCCGGGUCCCACUCCUGCCGGGCUCUAGGGGGCUGAAAGGGUUAAUCACUUACCUUUCUCCAGCGCUGGGCUCCCUCUGCGCUGGGGAACUCUCCUCCCUCUUUUGACAGCAACGCAGAAUGCGCAUGCGCAGAAAGAGCUGCGUGCGCAUUCAAUCAGUCCAUAGGAAAACAUUUCUUUCCUAUGGACGUCAGCGUCUUCUCACUGUGAUUUUCACAGUGAGAAUCGCGGAAGCGCCUCUAGCGGCUGUCAGUGAGGCAGCCACUAGAGGCUAGAUUUACACCAGUGUAAACAUAGCAGUUUCUCUGAAACUGUUAUGUUUACAGCUGCAGGGUUAACCCUAGAUGGACCUGGCACCCAGACCACUUCAUUGAGCUGAAGUGGUCUGGGUGCCUAUAGUGGUCUUUUAAUCUGAAUAUCACCAAGCUGCUUUAACAGAACACGUAAUGACAGUAAACACACACAGGUUUUAGCAAAGAGAGUUGGAACAUUUGGCUACCCUGCCCUAACCAUUGGAUGUUUUAUUUAGUAAGAUAAUGUGCCACCAUGGCCUAAACCUUUUAAUUCCUGGCCCAUCUAAGUGCCUAUCGCUUCCAGUGAUUAUAGACCUCUGAGAUCUGUUAAUGUAAUCUAGCUCAUUCUUUAUUGUUCUACAAGGUGUUUAUUUUAUAAAUCUCCGCACACACACAUUUUAUAUAAAUAUACAUACACAUAUUUUCUUUUUAAAGCUUAUGCAUUUACAGUUAAAGAUCAUUCUAAUAUUAAACUCCGAGCUGCACGUGCAUUGCAGACCCUCUUUGGCAUGUGUUUCCAUCAAACAAGUGCAGCUUACUAUAAAAAUGAGAUUCUAUAAACCAAGCUUUAUUACAAAUAUAUGAUUGGAUAGAAUAAAUUUAAAUGUUAUAUAAUGGUGGAGAGGCCAGCCCCUCCAAGCUCUACCCUCACUCACCAACUAAGAGCAUGCGGACAUCGAGCAAUCUCGCUUGGAAUUGGACCUAAUCUCUUGCUAGGGUAGCGGUGACCCCCAAAGUAUUAAUGUGCAAAUGGCAUGCUGCAUUAUGGUUUGUCAAGGCCUGAGGGUAAAAGCUGGAACAUCCCUCAAUGCUAAGAAAGCACAUCCCAAACUAUAGAAUUUGAAUCCAUUAAAUAAAGUCUAUAUAUUAUAUAAGUAGGUCUGGACCUAUGCGUGUCUCAUAAAAGACACUUCAAUUAUUU